AUGACAAGCAAUAACAACCUCAGUAUGAGUACAUUACUGCCAUCCACAGUACCCUUGAGUGAUUCCACAGCAAAAACAAGCAAUGUCGAGAGUGGAUUGGUGUUUGUAGUUUUGUCUUGUCUUUGUGCUAGCCUGUGGUCAAUCUACAUCACAUUCUACCAUUCGCGUGUAAUGGGUUUCAUUCUUACCAAGCUGAUAAAUUUCAAGUACAUUAAAGAUGGACAAUACUUUAAAAUUGGUGAGUUUGUUAAUGGACAUCACUUCAUUUCUUCAAAUUUACCAACAUGAAUGCUAUUUUUAUGAGUGUUUUCUUAACUACAUUUUCUUUGUAUGCUGUUAGGAUACUGUAAUCAAGUCUGACAAUUUCACUGUACCUUGCUAAACAAAUUUUCACCUUUGGGGUUUGGUAAAAGACAAUGAUGGGUGUAAAGGCCAGAAAUAAUCACUCAGGGGUUUAAAUGGGUACCAACAAACUGGUAGGGUAGCCUAUUGAAACUCUUGGGUCACCUAUUAUGGAUAGGCUUCUCCUGCAGGAGGGAGUGGUAAUACUCCUACAGUGAAUGGCAAAAGUAGUUGACUCUUCUUCCCUUAGUGGGUGGUUGACAACCCUUUACUUGACAUAAUAAACAGACUUUUGUAAUUUAACUCCAAUAAGCUACUUGAAUGUCCUCCCUUUCUCCCCAAACAAUGUUGCAAUAACUUAGUGACUAUUUUGCUGACACCAGGAGGACAUAAAUGAAAGUUGUAGAAAAAAUUCAAAAGUUAGUAGGGCCUAUCAAGACUCUGCUGUGCAUUGUAGUUUUCCAUGCUAUGGAAAUGAAAGAUGAGGCCUGGAUGGGUGGUUUGGUUUAAGUACAGAAUCAAAAACCUUUUAACAUUUUACUACCCAUGUUUUGACUGGUUAGAGUUGUACUCUGAAAGUAAAAGUGUCUCGCUGAGAAUGUACCAUGUUAACCUUAGCCAAACCAUAAACCUAGGCCUUUCAGUUCACAGGUUGGCAGGUUCAUCUCCAAAAGGGCUCUGUUUGCUGAAACAUUUUUGUCACAUCUGUUGUGAAAUGUUUAAGAUUUUCUUUUGUUUGUUUUGUAUCACCAGGCUCAUUUUCCUUUUCAAUAUUGUCUGGGAAGAUCAUGUUCAGAGAUGUUGUGUAUGUAACUAAAGAUCUCAGUUUUAGGUUGGUAAAACACUUGUUUUUUUAGGAAGUAUAGCCAUGUUUUUGUUAAAUGCUUGAUAGUAAAAAGUGCUUUAAAAUUCCAUAUUGGAUGGUUUGAACUCUUUUGAGCAGCUUUUUGUGUAGUUUGAUAAUUGGUGUGCAAUUCCUCAUGAGGAAGACUGCUGUUUUUGAAAGAGACCAUUAUGUUUAGACAACCUGCAAAGUCAUCAUCAGACCAGGAGCAGAUCCUUGAAUGCUUGAUAGGAGGGGUCCAAUCUUUGAAUAAAAACACUGUAGAGAUUUGAUAAACUACUGUAAGAAAUAUUAUAGGAUUAGUAAAUUUCAGAUAAUUUUAUUCAGGGCCACUAGUAGUUUAAAAAGUCUAUUUUCUAAUCAUAGUGGUGAUUUUGAUCAUAGGGUUAUUGAUGGCAUAGCAAUCUUUAAGUAUUGGAUUACAUACAAACCAGAGUUGUCAAAGAAGCCGCCUUACCAGCAUGAACCAUCAGAGAUAGGUGAGUAAAUAUAAAAGACGUAACACAUCACAGGCAUUUAUAUGAUUGUGCAUUAUUUUAUUAUUGAGGGGCUCAGAGAAACAUACUUAUAUGGCUGGUUUUCUUAGGUUUGUUCCUUCCAACUAACUAAGAAAAAUCAUUCUUAAAUUUUACACUCUUGCACAACUUUUUCUAAAGAAACCCUUUUUUUUUGUUGUCCAAUUAAUGGACCCUGCAGUUGUGGUAAAUUGCUUUUUCAAUCAGUAAUAUGAAUCAUAUUUACCUUAUAAAAAUAAUUGUCUUGCCAACAGAAGUUGCCACCAAGCAACGUCUCACAGUGUGGUUAAAUGGUCUGGAGUAUCAUGUUUAUAACAGGUGAGUCUCUGUGCGAGAUUGAUUUGCAAAAGUGUUUGGGGCUUAUCCUGAUUUCUGUGGCAAGAACCGACAAGGGGAAGUGCUAAUGCUCCUAGAUAUAAUACAAGUUCAUUGCAACUUAGAGGGUUUCCUGAUAAAGUAAUUUUCUGAUCAAUGUCAAAAGGAAUUUGGAAUUACUUUGGUUUUGCUUUCCUUUGCUAGGUGAUUGGUCUAGAACACUUGCACCACAAGACCAGGGGCUUAUUUCUCAAAAGUCUCAGUAACAUUACAGGCCCAAAAGCAUAUAUGUGCUUUAAGAUCAGAAUUUAAAGAAUAGAGAACCAGGUUCUGGCAUCCUGACCAGUCCAUUUUUUCUUGCAGCUACUAGUUUUAUAGUAUACUAUUCAAGACUUUUGAAACACCCACCUUGAAUGAAAACAGUGCAGCUUUACUGGCCCAUUAUGUUACUGGGACCUUUGAGAAAUGAGCCUCUGGCCAAUUCUAGACUUGCCAGUUCAGUGUAUAUUUUGAUAUGGGAUGACAUGGACAUAUCCAAGGUGAAUUUCAGUGGUAGAUUUACAAAUUGUUCCAAACACUGGCUCAAAAGCAUAAUUCACUGAACAAAUAUUCUCACAAGUAAAUCAUUUUGGCAUUGUAGGUCUCGUUUGUAUAGCAGACUGGAAGAACUCUUUAGAGUUGAAAGAUAUGGAGGUAAGGACUACAGUAUACAUUCUUCAGUGAAGACUUUUACCUGUUUGUACUUAGAUACACAAAUAAUAAACAUUUACUUUUAACCAUCUAAGUUGUUGUUGUCCAUCCACUUCAAUGUCAUUGUCCUUAUUUGUGUCAUUGUCAAUAUCGUUAUAAUUUUUGCCAUCAGCAAUUAAGUGUGUAAUUGUCUUUAUUGCUAGGGUGAUCUUAGUCAUUGCAGAUGCCAGCAUUAUCAUCUGUAUCAUUGACAUGUAAUUUCAACAUGCUAAAUGUUUGGUUGCAACUGUCAACUUUUAAGGUUUUUAGUUACCUUUUCCUUCAGCAUGCAGGGUAGGCAUAGUCAAAUUGCUUUUUUCAUCCAUUUGUAGAUGCAGCUAAAUCAGCCCUGAACAUUUCUGUAAGCCCUACUGUUGAACCAAAGGUGGAUGUAGAAAAGGGGUAAGUCUUUGGACCAGAGAACGACUUAGAGUUUGUUUUGAUUUAAAACAGCAGUAAAUAUUCUGAUAAUUCUUCUUUCUACCAUGAGAAGACUCUCUUUAUAACGAGCCUCCCCCCUUCUCUAAAUAGCUUCCCUUUGCUCUAAACAAAAACUCUGAACUGGUAGAUAUUUUAAUUUUUUUUUGUCAGCUAAGGUACAGAAUAUGCUUUUAUUUGAAAGCCUUCGUUAAUUUUAGUUUGAAUUUUUUGUGUUUUUCAACUAAAGAAAUGCAUAGACCUUAUGGUAUUGUGAUGGCAUCUAAUUGUGAUUAAAAAAUACCUGUAAUUUCAAAUUUUUGAAAGCUUAGUUGUCUUGACUGAGUUUGGUUGGGCUGGAUGAAGGGGUGAUUGGCUUAAAUUCCUGAUAUCAAGGCGUCAAGAUCUUUAGGGAAAUAUUUUGCUAUCUGAUCUCCCCACCGCUUAGUCAAUAAGUGCAUGAUAAUAAGCCCCCUCCCUCUCUAUAUUAUUACCCCCUCUUCAUCAAGGCCCCAGUCCAAUAUGCCCCCUACCUGGAUGCCCUGAAAACUGAUAAGUUCCCCUGCGGCCAACAAUAUCUGAACCUUUGUAGUUUACAUGUAGUGAAACUCAGCCAAACACUGACAGUAAGUCUUUCUUUUUAUGUGAAGAGAAAUGCAAUCAGUCAUCUAGCAAUGUCUUAGGAAUGUACUCAUUUUUCUCUAAACAUCCCUGUAUCAACAUUUUCAGACAAGAAGAUGUUAAUGGUGGAUUGCCCACAUGGCUUCUGGAGCUUGUUCCGGCUGUUAAGUUUGAUGUCAAUAAUGUAAGUGUCAGUGCUCAUGUGUUGCAUACAAAAAAGGAAGUGUGUUCAUCUGUUUGUAACAAACUAAAUAUGUACAAAAAUUAACAAAAUAAGCCAGGAACUACAAGACAGGCAAAAGAGCUAGAUGGUGUAGGCUUUUUGGAUCCAAAGUUACUUUUUUCGUUUUUCGAAUUUUGGUAACUCGGAUUGGAGAUCAGGAGAUUUAUCCGGCCUGUAUCUUGGGGAGGCUUCUGGAUAAGCUAAAGUAGAAGAGUUUGGAUGAGCAGUUUGAAUUUAACCUGUAUGCAUUUAUGAUAAGCACUAUUUAAAACUGAAUGUUUCUACUGUAGGGAAGGGUUGCCUUUGGAAAUAGGUUGCUAGAGACCACUUUGUGUUUCAAGUUUGAGAGUGCUACAGGAAUCUACACAACAUCCCAGGUUUGCAACAAGUUAAUGCAUUUAAAGAUCUUGAUAGUGUAUUUUCACGCAUGCAGAUUUUACCCAUUUAGAUUAAAAAAGUUGUUAAUCUUGAACUAGUAGUCGGCAAGGUUUAGAAGGGGGUUUUGACAUCGAAUGUAAUUUUAAUUUCGAUUCUUCUCUUUUGUUUUAUUUCUCGUAGGCUCACUCGUCUCUAGAUGAGUUUAUGCAUAUUGUUAAGUGUCAAGGGAAAAACGUCCGAGUGAUGCUUUCGCCAAGCCCAUCUUACAGUGGACCGAUAGAUGAGUAGGUUUUUUCUCUGUCUCCUUCUUUCAAUAGAACUAAAAAUUGCCCACAAGAUGCGCGAGGAUAUAAAAUAAUUUGAUCAACACGGGGAUACGUGUAUUGUGUUCAUAUAAACUCUUUUGUUCAUUUUUUUGUUCAUGUUUUGGAAGGUUGCACUCUGCGAGCUCCGCCAUUGUUUCUCAAAAAAUACACACAAAUCUAAAACGUCACAACCGUGGUUAUGCCACUUACUUCGCUCUCUAAUCGACCAAUGAGGUUACGUGCAGUAUCUUGUGUAUUUCAUAAUUUACCGUCGAAGCAUUGUUAUAAUGUGAUUAUUUUUUCAUUACAGACCCCCUCGAUAUAUGGGAGAAGGUUUUGUUGUCCUUCAAACUGCUGACUGUAAAAUCACUUACUAUCAAGAUGAACCAGGUUUUUUAACUUUUUUAUCUCUCCAUUUUACACAAUUUAGGUUAUCAUCAAUACUUCUCAAAAAGUAGCCACCUCUCCCUCAUGUUUCUUUUCUUGUUAUGAACUUAGAAAACUCGAUCGACUUUAAACACCGUAAAUUUUGGUUUUUCUUGUACAGUAUUGUGCAAAAGAGAUACAAUCGUCUGUCGACGAAAUUGGACGAAAUUCCUGGCUUUUCGGCCAAUUUUGGUCCGAAACAAAAUUUGCGCGACAUUUCGGCGAAUUUUCGAGCCAGCUAUUGUUUGGAUUCAUCCGAAAUUUCGCGGAUUGAUUCACUGAGGACUUUCGUGGGUCUCGAAAUUCCGAGAGAAAGUUCGCUCCUCCCGUAGAUCCGCGGGAAACUUUUCAGAGAAACUUCCGCUUCACUUUACACGCAAAACUCGUGGUUGUUAAGGCUACCUACUUCACAACGAAACACAUGGAAUUUCCGCUGUGAUCUAGUCUUCAUGCCAACUGCAACCGUAGCAACCUUAUUAUUUCCAUCGUCUCGAUGCGUUUCUCAAUCUGAUCAAUUUUCCUCAAUAUUCAUAUGUACUCAUGCUAACAAUUUCAAAGUAAACAACGACUUGCACUGAGGGCCCUCUUAAUCAAGGCCUCCAUCAAGCUAAGAUUUUAUGACAACCAUCGCCGUUGAGAUUUUGUUUGUAAAAAUUAUAAUCUUUCUGGACGUUGUAUUUAAUACGCUUUUAGCACCUUUGUGGAAGCGGCUACCUGGUGGUUAGCACGUUUGACCCUAACCUCUUGGUGUCUAAAAGCUAACCUCGACGCCUUUGCAAACUGCUGUUAAAAAAGCUAUUUUACAUCAUAGGUUAUGUUCCCGAGGUCAAAGCCGAAAAUGAGGAAGAAUUACCAGACAGCGAUCCUCACUGGGGAAUCGAUGUUGUCUUUCUCAAGAACACCACCUUGUGCUAUGGCCCUUGGGUUGAUAGACAACGGUAGGAAAUUGGAUUUCUUGAAAGGCCGCGUGAGUUUUUAUAUGUGGAGAACGUCUGCAUCCCUCGGCUGUGGCCAGGGUUUGAUUCUAAACCAGUCCGAACCUUACAACGCUUGUGAUCGGUUUGUAAUUAGUUCUUGAUGGUGAUCCUAAGGGGUCUUCUCUAGCCUCAACAGCCUCGUCUCUUCAGAAAAUCAAAAUAUUCCAGAGUUACUUGGUAAUAGAGAACGUGCUAUUGCUAAAUUUGGCUACUUUUGAUUUAUUAAUAUUUUUUGCUUUACAGAGAUGCAUUGCAGAAGUUCUUCUACCCUUUUGACUAUCAGGAAAUUCAAGUCACGAAACCGCUAGUCCCUGGCCAGAGGCGAGUCCACACCGGACUGGAUGUUAAAUUUGACUUUGAGUGUGACUCUACACUUGAUAUUUUAUUUUCCAAGAAUAGGGUGAGUUUACACUGACUUUGGGUGUUGUUUAUUGUUGGGGUAGGUUAAAUGAACCCUACUUACACGUCCCAACUGCCCGUUUCAUGCGUACAUCUGAUGUCGCAAUUUUUUCUUGUCGGUUGUUUUGUUAUAACUCUGUUAUCAUUGUUUAUUAUAUAUCUAUGAUUGGUCAAUUUAGCAGGCCGUUUUUCAUUGUACGGCGCGCUAAAUUUAAAAGUUUGUUUGAAUUGGACCCCUUCCCCUCUGUUGGACUCGAGAUAUAAUGAAUAUCUUACUAACCUCGUUUUUUCGCUUGUAUUGUAAGCCCCGCGUGUAAGCCCCGCGUGUUUUGCUCAUAAAUCCGAGUGGAAAAAAGAAGCUGGUCCGUAACUUACCAUACGAACCUCGAACUCGGUUAGUAAGAGGUGUGUGCUUCUUUUGAACAGGUCACUAAGGCUCUUCACCUGUGCGUGGGGUCUGGGUCACAUGUUCGAGUAUACCAGCCGUGGACUGUGAACGAGUAUGGUUAUACUACUUCAGUCGUGGCCAAGUUAUUCCAAGUCGAAGCUACGACCAGUCUGGCCUAUAGGAAGCUCAUUGAUGCAGACAUGAUGGAUGUAAGAGAAAUGCACUUGUAACUGUUUGCUUUCCAUUUAAGCCACAGCAAUUCUAUUCGUUCAUCGAAUUAAGUACAAUAUAUUUCCCUUUCAGCUGGCUUUCCACAUGUCUUUCCCCCGCAUUUGGAAUCAAACACAGCACUGGUCAUGUGAUAUCACCCUUCAGAAAGUCACGUGGAGUUUCAUCUUUGCGCACAAGUUCUUCUUCCAAGGUGGGGCAACAAACUUUAAUUCGAGCCCUCUUUAUGAGGAUUACAACAAUAUAUUUAUUUUGUUAUGGAGACGCGGUGGCCAGUGGUUAGUACGCUGGACACUGGGUCGAGAGGCCCGGGCUCGAGACCUUAUUGGGUCAUUUUGUUGUGUUCUUGUGCAAAACACUUAAAUCCCCCAGUGCCUCUCUCCAUCCAGGAGUAUAAAUGGGUACCAGUGAAUUUUUAGGGAAGCCAGAUGAAAUGCAAGGGGGUAACUUGCGAUGGACUAGUGUCCAAUGCCAUUCGCUUCAUGCAAUGUAAACCGGGAUAAGCACUAGCUGGGUGGGCCACUUGGCUUGGGUAAAGACAUAUUAUUGUUGUUGUUGUUGUUUUUUUUUUCAAUGAAGCUCGGCUUCCUUCCCCACCCGUUUCUUUUUUGCACUUUAAACCCAAGUUUCGCUUGGUCGUUUUUACUAUCAAUGGUCUUGGUUUUACAACACAAUCAAGAUUCGUCAUCUGUUGUUUCCGCAGAGAUGAUCGAAGACUGGACAAUGAACUACAAACCGGAUCUACUGACCUUUGUGCCUUAUGAGUGGUCAUUUAACAUCAUACUGCGAGACUUUGAGAUGGUUUGGUUGGGAAAUCAGCACAAUUGGAUUGAAUGCACGUCAAAUAAACAAGAAAAUGGUGCGUCAAAUAUCUUUAUUUCGUCACCGAUGUUUUGUUUGGAACUAUCCGCUUUCAUCUCCCUUGAAAUUACACUAAAGCUUGUUUCUUACUUGGGAAUUCUGUUUUAAGAGAUUUUACAAACAGCAAACGUUUCUUGCGCUGUGAGAGCUCAAUGGUAUUUUUUUCUUUUUCGUACAGGCAUUUUACUUUAUAAAGCGCAAUGAAAGUACAUGAGCAAUUUGUAGUUUUGUUUCAUGGGCGUUGUUCCCUUAAAGGAAAUUUUGAGAAUAUCUGUUCAUCAUUUUUGCAAAAAGCGACUCUUUUCAGAUCAUUCAAUGGUGUUGUGAGUUAUUUUGUUUUGUUUUUAGCUGAGCUGGCUUUCUGUGGUGAGGUGUUCGACUUAACAUUUGUCCUCCAGUACUUCCGCUUUAUACCGGAAAUAGAAGAGAUCAAGUUCUUCCUACAGGUAGGUUAAAAAAUUUAUUAAUUUUAUCAUUUUCAAUGCGGUUAUGUAUUUACUGCGCUUGCCCUUGCAUCGUGUAGCCGUUCCUAUUUACUCUGUCGGCAACAUGUCCUCUCUUAGGGAUCUAUUUGGAUUCUACCUCAAGAAAUCUCGUUCAAGUAAUUUUUAUUGUUAUUGACGUCUUUUCACCCCCCUUUUUUUGGAGGUGGAUUUUACUGAGGUGACGAACGCUUGACACCUCUUGACACAUCUUGACUUAAUUUCUUUAAUCAGCUAUCAAGUCAGUUCUCACCUUCAAGUACGCUCUCAAACAGAUUUCACGACUGUUUGCUUGCCAACAAGUUAUUUGUAGCAAAAUGGGUCGGGCAUUAAACUAUGCUAUCGGAAAGUCAGAGCCGGUGCGAUUCUUUACGGGGAACUCGAAUUUUAAAUUUUGGCUGCGCGUUCGUGAUACUAACUGGCAUCUUUCUUUAUUGGUGACAUUCAAAUCUGAGUUACUUCUUGCCUUCAAUUUUUUGGUAUGUUUUGGUCUUUCAGGCCGAGAAGCUGGUCGCCAGAAUGUUUGUCCCGGAGUCAAACACUCUCAGACGCAGCCUGUUAUCGCUGGCUCGUACCUCGGAGAAGAAACGGGAACAGGGUCUUAGAUCGCGCUCAUCAACUACCACGGGUAACAUAGACGAGGCGGUUGAGAGUGCCGAUGAACAGCCUAUCACAAACACAACUGAGGAGACCAUCAGUGGAGGAUGGAGGCGGCACACCGACGAAAGUCUUGGUUAGAUUAGUUAGAUCAUUCAUUGCUUAGCCUGCGUGCAGGUCCUUAUUAUCAAUUAUUAACGCUACUGGAAGUACGUUUCUCCGCCCGCGGGAAGAUUAGAGACGACUCAGGGAGAGGUUUGUCAGGGGUCUGGCACUAUCAAUGUAGACCUCUGGCCAGCUCGUGUUGCUCAAAGACUCGUAAUUUCCCGCCGGCGAAGAAACGCACAUUGUUGAAGCGCUAAUAACGAAGGCGUGCUCGCAAGCUAUUCGUUACUCUUUGCUGCAAAGCGUUUUUCAUUUGACUGUUGAUGAGACAGUUUCAGUUGAGUGUCCAAAGUUGAUUGGAAUUGUACCGUCUUUGCCUUACUACUGAAUCUUUGGAUAAAGUAAACGAAUGGUUCCAUUUGAUAGUUUUCUUUUUCCGAUUGACUAUGGCGAUUACGUCACGUAAUGGAAGAAUGAUUUAAAAGCGAGAGCAAUGGAAGUGAUAUCUACUACGGAGACUUAGCUAGUGGAAGCCAAUGCCAUGAAGGUUCCUUUUUUUUUGAUAUUCUCCUUUGUUACAGGGUGGGUGGAUGUGAUGUCCGUUCCCAUUCUGGGGCUGUCCUUGGGGUACAUGUAUCAUCCUAUGUAUCCGAGCCCCAAGUUUGAGGUACCUCGCGGGGUGGAACUUCCUUGUGACCCCACACAGUGGGAACCUGACGUCAUCAGCCUGGAACUGGAAGCUGGACCAGCCGCACUCAAGGUGUUUGGCUCAUUGUUGGCUAUGCUCGCAGCCAUUAAGGUAAGAUGGUACACUUUUUUGCUCGAAACAUGAGGUUUGCGACCCGCUAAGUGGCAAGGCGGAGCCAGGAAAGGCAGGGAAAGGUCCAAGAGACAACUUUCUUCAACGGAUAUGUGGAAUGGUUGCGCAGAUAUUUUUUACUUUCGACAGCGCUUCUUCCAAAAAUAUUUCGAGUCGUAUUCGUGCGUAUGAUCGCAGCGGCUCGCGGGGAAAAAGAAGGAGUUUACACGCAGAGCGCUUUAUCUCAGAGAUCUGUCGUUGUGGCUUGUCUCUGAGUUUGUUCCAACCAUACAGAUAUAAGCAAUGCAGCAGUUUCCGUAUCCUGAAACUGCUUUUGCCUCACCCUUCGCUCCCUGGAUCAGGAAGGAGCGCUAGUCCAUAUUAUUUCGUCUGUUUCUCCUGUGAUGUGGGGUUACUCUAACAGAAAACUCUAGCAAACGCUAUUCCUAUCCUGUAAUAAUCACAAUGUCUUUAUCAUAUCAGUCAUCUCACUGUUUUUUUUCCUUUUUCUUAACACAGGAGAACUACUUUGGCAUUAACCAAGAGUUUAAAGAGCUCGGCAUCAAGUACAAUCGAGAAGAAUUAGUGAGCGACACUACACUGGGCUCAGGCAGCAAGGACACAAUUAACUUACUAACCUUGAGGCCGAUGGAAGCUAACAUCAUCCUGACACUUUCUGAUGUCAAGGCGGAAUUAACUAAGGUUAGGCCUGUAGUGACAAGGUACAAAGUACAUUUGUGGAACUUUAUUUGAACGAAUCGAACAAUUGAAAAUUCUUUUUCUCUUUUGAAGCCCUUUUUGGUCGAGAAACAUCCUUAAGACAUUUUUUUCCGAAAAAUGAAGCGCCUUUUUGUAACAAGAAGUCUUGGUUUAGAACUUUGUCAAGAUGCAUUCGCCAGCUUGUGUGGCAAAAACCAGCUUGUGUGGCCAAGACAUUAGUAAUAGUAAAGGGAAUAGUUUUUCUCGGCAGAGAAAUUUUUUGCCUACGUAAAUGCGGCUUUAUUUAAUGCAUUUACUAUGUGUUAAUUUGCAGCAUUGUGGUCCCGGCGAGCCAUCAAGUCCGCUUUUGCUGAUGGAGAGACUGUCGUUUGAGAUGCACAAGACGUACACAGAGACUCGGUUACAGUUGCAUCUGAGUCCUGCCACAAUCGUUCUUGUUGACGGCAAUGAAGUAAGACAGCCAAGUUUAGCUAUGCUAUCAGUACUUCAGUUUAUUUGGUAUUGUCAAGUUGGUAUUGUUACUUCUGAUUGGUUAAGAAUGCAGCGCGAGUCUUCCGGACCAAUCACAACGAAGUAAGGCGAAACCCAAGCAGUCCUGGUUUAAUUUUGACACAAGGUUGAUAAUUGCUCUCUACUCGACCAUCAGAAGGCUACUUUGGGCAUAUACUGCAAAACAUCGUGGUUUCUGGAUCAUUUCCUUUAGAAAAGUUUAUAUUUCAGUUAAAAAUCAUUGAGUAUUUUCUUGUUCUGAUUUAACAGCGCGGUAGUGUGAACCACAAUCUGUCUCAGGGUCAUCUGAGUUUGUCUGGACUCCAACUCCGUGGUCACGCUAUGUUCUCUAAUCUGGAUAGACCACCUGACUGUGAGACUUUGGAGUACGCAUGGCUUGUAGAGAUACAGCUGGGCAUACUGUCUGGAAGGCUCACCAUGCCACAGGUAUCAUAAUAUCAUAAGAAUCGUCUUCAAAACCGAUUCUUUCUUGAGUGGAUUUUUUCAAAAAUCAUUUUGCCAUUAUUUGAAUUGCGCUUGAAGCCGGGUGUUUCCUUCGAUAACAAAUGCUUUUUUAUUGAUUUAAGAAUUUUUUUUUUUAAAGCUCCAAGCCAUGGCGAACUGGGUACAAACGUUUGCCUUUCACGUCAUCAACAAAGAGAACGACCUGGGACCUAGUACCCCGUAUGUCCAAUGCAUUCACGGUAAACAACAAAAUGUUUGCGAGAGAAGGCACAAGAAGCGAAAGGUGCCUAGAGACGUGGACCAUAGUGUAGAGACCAACGAGGGGUCCUUGCCAAAAGGAACCUUCAAAAGAUCAAAGAGCUCCCCUCAGCUGUGUAUCCCUGAAAGUGACGUGAAGUAUCAAAUGACAAGGGUCUCUGUGGGGAACAUUAAUUUGUUCCUUGUUGAGACUGGGUCUGCGUGUAAUCUGGAGGUAUGGCGAUUCUCGAUUUUACCUUAAGUAAAAAUUUGUUGCCUUAUCACAGUGUAGCUUAUGUGUGCAAGACUUGAUUACGAUCAUUCGACAAUAUACUGCUUCCAAAGAUGAAAACAAUCCGGGCUGACACUAUUUUCAUUUACUCUUGAAAAUCGAUACGUGACAAGCCCGAUACCUCUCUUUACAAAAGAGUGUUUUCGACUGAGAGUCUGUGAUGCAAAAACCAAAAUAAUCACAACAGCCAAUCAGAACAACGGAAAAUAAAACGAGGAACAAACGAGAACUCAAAGAAAUUAACCAGUGAACCGCCUAAGACGCAGGAAAACGCGAGUGUCCAAGUUGCGAUAAGUUUGUUUUGAUUCUUAUUGGUGGGGAAAUUGGUGCGAGUCUUUUGGAACAAUAAGAAGCGAAGUAAAGCAAAAUCAGAGAAAUCCCGAAUUACGUUGGACCCUCAAUUGAAAAGUAGUCUUAUCAGUUCGUUUUUCAGCAAACUGAUUUUGAGAGCAAACAAACUUACACUCGCAACCAAUUUACAAGUGCGCAACAGCUGGGAAGGAAAUAGGGAUUGAGAAUUGAUUUUUGGGAGUCCUUGACAAGACAGAAAGUUUACUGUCUUUGAGAAUUUGUUUUGAGUUGCCGCCAAUUCUUGAAAUGAAGAUUGCUUAGAUCGUCGAUAUUCCAGAAGGGAAAGUUGACAUUACAAUCUUAAGGAUGAAAGGGCUUUUAUCUCAUAGAUCAUCAGCUUUUUGUAUUCAAAAGAUUGGUAACUAGGUAGUUACAGUUUCUUUUUGUCCUCUUGCAGGUUUUUCCUGUCAGACUCGCCACAUGCAGUCUUCAUAGUUCAGAGUCCAGCUCGGGUGUAAGUUUGUUCGUUCAAACGGUUAAACUCCGCCAGUUUGUUUGUACUCCGUGGCCAGAGAGGACGCAAGAAAUUCUCGGCGACGUGCGGCGGCCAUUGUCCUUGGUAGAAAAUUCAUCCUGGCUUCAGGCGGCUGCUGCACAACUUGGACCAAUCGUUUCUGAUAUAUCGAGCGCAACGUCUCACCCGGAACUAUACCAGGAGCAAAAGGAUUUCCUGGAGAUGCAUGAUGCAAGGUUCCAGCGGCUGUGGUUUUUGUGGCAACCUCAGGAGCAGUUGCCUGGUAGAAGACGGGGUUGUUGUGGUUGUACCGGCGGUUGCAACUUUUUUGGCAAAAAUUUCAAUGGUCCACGAUUCUUCACGGCUGAUAAAUUAGACGCCAGCGAAAACGACAUCGGAAUUGGCGGAUUUGGCAGUGAGACAGGUUUCUAUGACGACGGCGACAUCGUGGACAGUGGUGCCAGGCCUCUUAUGUAUUCUCGGAGUGCCGACCUAGAUGCCCUGGACUCUAAUUAUUUUGAUCGGUCGCCCGUUGGCUCGAUAGAAGCAUUUACGCGCCGGCGAUACCAUAUUUCUGGGUCAGAGGGAAGCUCUCCAAAAGCAAGAAGGGUUAUCCACGCGCCCUCAAAUGAGGAAGCCUACGAGGAACUCGGGAUAGGUUAGUGAAAAGUGUUUUUGCGUAAAAAUAUGUUUUCCUUGAAGUCAGUGAUGCGCUUAUCAAUAUUUAAAGCCAACAAUUUCGUUUUUAUAAGUAGAUUCUUCCAAAGCUAUGAACAGUAUAAACGAAUUUCGGCCGGAAAUUGGUUUGCCCCAGGGCGUUUCUCGAAAGUUUCUGCAACUCCACGGGCCAAGCGAUACUCUAAGAUCCUAAAAAUAAAGAAUAUUCCGCGGAUGUAUAAUAAUAUAAAUUUUAUCGUAUAUUAUUAUCACAAAUUUUUUUUGUUUCUUUAAAAUAGAUGACGAUGUUAGCCCCAUGCCCUCUCGUCUUAGCUGGUGUGAAUCGAUUCAGCGCGAGGAGUCCAAUAUUUCCAACAUGCAUGAAAAAAUGCGCCGCAUCAGGAGCACGAGUCUCCAAGGGUCAAAGCAGAGCUUGGGGCAGAGUAGGAACCAAUCUACCUCCAAAUCACCCCAUGGCGCAUUGCAGAGGACUGAGUCUCACUUCUCUCGUGGAAGCGAGGCUUCGUUUUAUUCCUGUGGUAGCCUGUUGGAUGAAAUUGAUAUGAGGUAAGGAAAGUUGAUAUCUUCAUAUCAUUGUUUGUUUCUAAUUCAUGUAAAGCAUAUAUUUUUGACACUAGAGAAUUUCUCAUGCUGAAAGAUAAUUUACGUAUAAGGAAAAGGGCUCGUUUGUGUGGGAAGUUGAAAUUGUUUUUGAGCGAGCUGAGUUUACGUGCAGAUCAUUAUGCAGUCUGUGUUUCUGCAAUUUGUUUUAAGGCAGUCUUGGAGGCGAAUUUACAUCUAUCAAAUCUGUCAAAAUAUUUCACCUAUAAAAAUUUUUUCAAUGUAGAUAAUCUUGAAAAUAGUUGUGUUCAAAAAGGAAAUUGUGAAAUUUGAUAAUUCAGUAAGUGUGGUCAAGAGCCAAUGUUAUUCCAACGCAAAUCAAAUAGAAUUGGUUCUAUGACAAGAAGCUUGGGCCAGCUGAUUUGAUACGAAAAGAGCGAAAAAAGGAAACAAAUAUCUGUCUAACAACAUAAUUUUCCAACCUUCGAAAAAUAACCAACCAUACUACGACUGUGAUUCGAGUAGGUCAUAAAAUUGUUUUUAUUUUGUUUCGUUUUGUUUUUCUUCCUGUCAGGCCUGCUAGUUCAAGGGUAAAUUCUCUCGAGUCGUUUGUAUCUGCUGUAGAGGAACCAGAUGACCUCAUGAAGUUCGACGACGAGAUGCUUUCUCCGUCUCAUUUUGUUAUCACAUCUCCAAGUCUGGUUUACAAAUACUCACAGCAUCUGGGACAAUUGGAAUGUUUGAACUGGAAUUCACCUCUUAUGAUUCCAGCUGAGCAGCGACUGUUUAGCAUCACAAACAACUUAAAGGUGUGGUUGAUGGGUUUGAACUUUUUUCAAUUAAAUAUCAGUCUCUUCAAUGUAAAGCAGUAAAAAGUGACUCCUACAACAUCCGUCAACAAAUCAAAUGGAGGUGCAAAACUCUUAAAAACGGAGUCUUUGCAUUUUCUCUCCGAUCGAGGUUCGCAGUCAGCUAUGAAAGCAGUUGAUCUUGGGCGGUGGUGAAUUGAAAUUAUUCCUCAUAGUUUGGUACCAUUGGCCCAUAUAGGUGAAGGUCCUCGUUUCCGUUUCGUUCGUUAAGCGGUUUUCGAUUCCAUUUGGAAAGAAAUCCGAGACUUGUUUGGUUUGGCUCUACGUAGGCCCUGUGCAAUAAAAAAAAUCACAAAACAAAAAACAAAGCAAAAAGAAAAAGAAAAAAAAAAUCGAACUUUUUUCUCGACCGCUUAGAUACAAACCCAACACUAAUUACAUGCUGGUCCCUCAUCUUUUCUUUCACUUUAGUCAGUCCGCUCCUUUCAUUGGAGUUCAAUAGUUCUUGGCUCCCAGCGAUAUUCUCUUUUAAUUGGGUUGGCUGUGGUUGGUUCACUUGUAAGACGCACUUUCGAAAAGCAGGCUGCUCCAGUAUCAGUUCCGUCGUAACUUUUACCGGAUUUUCAGUAACUUUUUCCACGAGCGUCUUCUGAUAGUGUACCAGAUGGCCGUGCCGUAAGGUGAACACUAAACUCGCGUGCUUGCUCGCAGGCUAAACAGAAGGUCGUGACUAGAGGUCUUUCAGGCGGCGGUAGACCGCCUAUAAACCUGCUUUUGAUGCUUUUUCAUCGAAUAACAUGUUACACCUGCACUAUUCUGGAGGAAAUUAUGUUUAAGUUAAGUUGCGGCCGUGUGCUUUGUAUAGAAUAGUGACAUUACUACUUUUCUUUAACUAGUUCCUUCAGCUGCAGAUAUACAGCGAUGCUUUCACAAACAGCAUUUUUGAAUCAGCUUCUUUUUUCUCUGAAUAUUAAUUGCAACUCAUGGGAACUAGGCCUCAACAUGUCAACACAGAUCAUUCAUUCAAUUUGAAUAUUCCUCUUUUUCCCUCAUUGAUUUACAGUUUUGUAUCCAAAAUUUGCUCUUCAAAGCACACCCGUUGAUUUCCACAGUCGUUUUGUUUGUUUUUCCGUUUUUCUGUUACUUGCUUCAAAACAACAGGCGUAAUUUUCCCCUUGUUUAAAUCUGCUUUGCCCUUGGUCAAUUUUUGUCUUGUAAAACACAGACCUAGCGCUUCUCUAAAUUCGGGAAUUCUAACUGCAUAGACAAGAGGAUUCAAAAAACAGUUAGAAUAAUUUACAAAGUUUGCUAUGCAAUCAGUUCUCAUUGGUACUGCAACCUGAUACACGAUGUUUACAAAGGUUGUCGUACUUAAAGGGAAACAGCAAACCAUAGCGAUAAUCGAUGCAUACAGCAAGGUCUUUGUCAAGCGUUGGUUUUGAAGUGUUCUAUUCGUCUGUCUAGAGGCCACACUUUUGUUUAGGAGCUUCCUCCUAACUCCGAUGUUACAGGCGCAUACUAUGAACUUCAAAACCAGUGCGUAGAUGUUCCAAACAAUGAUGGCAUAUUUUGCUGAAAAGAAGGUUCGUGUUACGACGAAACAUCCCGAUGCCAAAAUAGCAAGGGACCACGCUGCGAACAUAGCAAUGUAGUAAACACGUCUUGGUAGAAUUCGGUGCUUCAGCGGUUGGUAUGUGGCGGAAAAUCUUUCGCACGCAAUGAGAGUUGUUGAGAUUAAGGAUCCUUGCAUGAAAGUAAAAUCGACGAAAAUUUUCAGUGGCUCAUUAAUAAUCCAGGAUUCGUGCCAUAGCUGAUAGUGGACUGCAAUGAUGUGCAUAUAAAUAGGUACGGAGACAGCUCCUAAAAUAAGAUCUGCAAACGCCAUGUUCACGACCAGAAGUAAACUUUUCCUGCGAAGCUUCUUUUUGAAUGCAAAGGUUACGAUCGUGAGUAAAUUUCCUAUGAUUAUCAAAACCGACAUGACAGUAAAAACACUGUACCAUGCUAUUCCCUCCAUCUUGCUAGGUAAAACCUCUGUUAAACCAGACGAGCUCUGUAGAGUCGCAUUAGCUGUCGAUGUGUCCUUCAUUUUGAAGUUUUGGAAAAUAUUGAUGCGGAUUAAAAAAAACGAGCUGGUUGAAUUACAACUAAAUAUGGGUAGGCUUUUAACCUCUGGUUGUUUACUAAAGGCGAAUUACGAGAAAUAGGGGUUUCCUUUUGUUGUCAUAAAAACAAUUAAUCAAUUCGAUAAAUGGUCACCAAAUGCGCCUAACUCUUAAGAGACUGUUAUUUGUAGCGGCGUUACUUCCGAUUUAUGCCAUUUAAUUUGAAAACAUAUCCUUUUAAAUUGCCACAAAAGGGAGGCUGUAUAAUCUUCGCUAAACUUAUCCGGAUAUUGCUACGUUCUCACUUAUCGCGGAUCUAAGGAGAAAACGAAUAUUACUUCUAUAGAGUAGCUCUUAGCAAUACGAAUUAUUUGGUUUCCAAUUGUUGCAUUCGUCUGACUGUCAACAUUCUAGAAAGAUUGAAAAGUUACAGCACAGCCGAACUGACGAGUUACGGGAAAUGGGGGUUUUCUUUUGUUGUCACAAAAACAAUUAAACAAUUUGGUAAAUGGUCGCCCAAUGCUAACUUUUAAGAGAUUGUUAUUUGUAGCGGUGUUACUUCCGAUUAAUGCUAUUUAAUUUGAAAACGUCUCCUUUUAAACUGCCACAAAAGAUAGGCUGUAUAAUCUUCACUAAACUUAUCCGGAUAUUGCUACGUUCUCACUUAGCGCGGAUCAAAGGAGAAAACGAAUACUGUUAUUAAAGAGUAGCUCUUAGCAAUAAGAAUUAUUUGGUUUCCAAUUGUUUCAUUCGUCAACAUUCGAAAAAGAUUAAAAACUUACAGCACAGCCGAACUGACUGCAUGUACAUUGCACCAAAAGUUCCCAUUAGUAAUACUCGUUGAAACUUUAUUGAUAGAAAAUAAAAGAAACGUUCCACGCUUUCCACAGAAUAGAGUCAAGCUUUUAACAUCUCAAGUGCUUCAAGUAAAGCUGCGAUUUUUAUGUGCUUCAUUCACUGCAUUGAUGUGACACCUCAAAAUCUUUUAAAAUGGGAACUGCAAAAUUGGCGAAUAAUUGUAAGUCUUAAACCGUAUGGCAAAAAUUUAUUCCCGUUUAGUUCGAUAUGAGUAAGAAACUCUCUGACCCUCCAGAAAUUAAAAGAAAUUAUUGAUAUUUUUUAUCGUUAUAAGUAAGCGCCUUGUCGGUUCGUUCUGUAGAAACCGAGUAAAAUUCUAGCUUUUAUGGAUGACUAAUCUUCUAUUUUGUAGAAUUUUUUGUAUGUUGUUGUUAUUUUUGGUUGUUACUGUAGGAGACAGAACCUCAAGAAGACUUUGUCAUUCCCGGAGUUCCCCAGUUUACUUACCAAGACGGCGAGAAGAUCGAAUUUCCUCUGCUCGUCAAGAAAACUCAGAAGAGGACAGAUCAUGACGAUUGGGAGGAGGAAGAAGAUUCAUCUUCCAGUGCCGAAUCCUUAUUUUCCCCCAAUGUCUCAGUGAAGGCAACGAGCUCUGCACAGGACACCCAGGGAGAGGCGAAAAACGAUGAUGCCAGGUUACUAUGUUUAAAUGUGUGGCAAGACGUAAUUUUUUAGAUUGAAAUUUUGUUCGUCUUUCAAAUCAAUACAGUCCUUUAUUUUGCAAAUACUAAGUCACUUAAGGGAAGAGAAUGAAAUAAACGCUGUAAUGAGCCUCGUUGGGGGAGGGGGGGGGGCUUGUAUUCUUCAGGGCUUCAGAGUAAACUAAUAGUAUGGCUAAAUUGUUCGUUGCGUGACGCCUGUGUGCCUCAGGUUUACUCCUCUUAAUUUUCUUUAUAUCCUAUUGUGAAUUUUCUUUUUUAGUUCUGGAGUAUUAGACGCAAGUGAACGUGAUUCCAAUCUCAAAACUCGAUGGAACUCAGCUAUAAAUCAACAGGACAGAACGUCGGCCAGUUCCAGCUCGGAAUGCUCCCCAGAUCACACUCUCAGGAAGACAAAAAAGUCACGCAACGAAGAAACUGUUUUGUUACGCUUUGUUGGGGACAUCAAUAUCCUCGUCACGCCAUUGUUGUUGGAGGCUUUGCAGAGGUACGCGAUAAUGGGAAAUACCAAAGCAGUGGGUGCUUGGAAAUUUAACCCUUUUAUCCCUGCGAGUGACUAGCAUCUACUUUAUCCAUACAAUAUAACCCUUGAAUCACACACAAGGUGACGAGUAUAAAGGAAAUAAUCACUAGCUGAAGAAGCUUUUGAUUGUUAACCCUUUAACUCCCAUGAGUGACCAAGACAGAAUUUCUUCUUACAAUAUCAAUACAAUAUCAACCAGAUAAGUGAUAAGAAUAAAGAAAAAUAUCGAUUUGGGAUAAUUAGUUGAUCCAAUACUAAAUUCUCUGAACUAAAAUAAUGAGAAAUGUAUAAAUGACAGUAAGGAGAUUGACAAAUUUGAACUGGGAGUUUAAGGGUUAAUCAAGUUCCCUUAGUCAGCACCAUAGGAAAUAUAGAGAACAGUGUGGAGAAUAUCCAUACUGACGUUGGGGUGUCAUGUCAAGGGAAGCCUGAGGAAAUGUUGGAGUGUUACCUUGCUAUCCAAGCGAAGAAGCGAUUGUCCUUAUUGAUUGAUCCAGAAUUCGGGAUGACUUAAGAAAGUUCGCUCUUGAUCGAAAGUCAAAUGAAUCGUAUGGAAUGCGUGGUUGAUCUCUAGUUUUGAAGCUUGUGUUAUGUUUUAUUUCAUAGGUACGUGUCCUCGAUUUCUCGACAGGACAAUAUUUUGCAUCCGGCCCUUGUUGUAGAUCUGGUGCAUGACAAAUGUGUGGAUGCCACUGAAAGCCUGUACGACAGGCGCGAGGUAGAAGCACCCUUAGGUUCGCCAACCGUAGGUCCGGUUAUUGAGGAACCCAAACAAAAACAGAUGGUUGUUUCGUUUUCAACUUCAAAGAUCAACUUUUGUUUUCUACAAGUUGCAUCUGUUGAGCACAGUGAAAUUCCAGGCUCUCCGGAAUGCUUCGUAGAAGAAGAAAAGUCGCCGUCGGUGUCUUUAGUGGCGGGAACCGUUAGUGGCAUCACGGCGGAACUUCUGUCGGUUAGGCGGAAGCCUGCAGCGGAGGAGACCGAGGUGCCGAGGAGAGAUUCCAAUGUGUCAUACACGAUUGCCCCUUCGAGCGCCAAACAAACUGCUAAAACUGUUGAUCUGCAAUCCUUGUCCAAAGAAGAAUCUAUGUUACCUUAUAAGAAGGUACCGCGUCAUCGGAACACCAUGACAACCGGUCAUGCCUCCUGUGCGCAAAUUCACUUUCAAUUGCGGAAGUUGUGUGACAAAGAGGACAUUGAGAAUUGCGUGACAACUGCGAUAGCUGAAGAGUCGGCACGAUGCAAGUUCCAAGUAAACAACAGCAGUUAUAUAAGUUUCUCAGACCCCUUUGAAACGCAUAGUGUCGAGCGCGGAAAAACACUUAGUUUAUUAAUGCUAGAAUGCGGCCUCGAUAACGUUUCAUUCAAAGCCGGAAGUGAGUGUGCGAGCGGAAGUGAAGUGUUGCCGAAAAUAAGGGAGAAAAGGCGAGCCGCUGGCCAUCAAAGUAAGGUGAACAGGCUCCCGUUUGGAGAAAAGAGCAAGGGAGGAAAUAUAGAAGCUCACGGGUUUAACAAUCCUAUGUUUGAUACAGAGUUAGGUGUGGCUGGAGUGCGCUCAUCCCUCACUGAACAGGAACAAGGAUCAGACACGAGUUUGAGUCGAGCUAGUUCUUUGCCGUCGAGUCGUGGAUCCGUCAGCAGCCGUAGCAGUGGAAAUGAUUCUGACAAAGAAAGCGAUGCUGAUGACGAUGUUACCAGGCCUCUACUUCGUCCAGGAGAUCGCGUCGCGGUAAAAGGAAAAGAAAAUUCAGACUUGAUUAAACAGGGGGAGAUCGAACCGAAAGACGCAGAUCUCGCGCGGCGAACGGACGUAGCCAUGAAUUUCACCAACAUCUGGUUCAAUCUGUCGUCGCCCUCUUCUUUGAAAACUGUUCCCUCAAACUAUCACUUAUACAAUAGUCUCGUCACGACUGCAGUGCCUUUCGUGACAGCCUGGAUCCCGUCUGUCACACAACUGAAGUCAACUCUCAAUAAAUUGGAAGAGAAUCAACAACGAUUUCUAAAGAGCUUGUUUGCUUGUCUACUGGCUCAGGCGCUACCUGAGUAUGGACGGAUUCCCAAAGCGGUGAGUCUUAAAAUGCUGUUUUCAAGAGACCAAACUGCAACUUAGCUCCCUAAAAUUUGUUGAAAGUAGAAUCACACAAGCAUAAAAUUUACGUGAUUGAACUUAUUAAAAUUUUACGAAGCUAGAGUUACAUUUGUCUAAAGGUUGCAUAACAAGGCUCUUGAAAAUGUGUAAUUUACAUGACUUAGCUCUAUAUAUUGUGACAAAACCAGAGUCACGGAAGCCUAAAGGUUACUUUGAUUUUGUUUUUAGCACACUGUAACCCGUGGUUCGACGGAGAAAUCCAAAUUUUUACAAGAGGACCACUCCAGCCAACUUAUUUAUAUACUCCGAAGGCAGCUAACAGGCUCCAAACUUAACAAAAUAAAACACUCGCUAGCUGAGAAAGCAAAUAUCCCAGAAAACGAAAACCUUGCUAAAGGAAUCUUCGCCCUGGCAAGACAAUGGAAGUGUUUUCUGGCGGGAACUGAGGCAGGUGAAGUCGCGUUCUACGGGUCCAGUUCACUGAAGCGUCGGGUAGUCGGACGUGGAGUACUGACUCAAAGAGACAGGGCUAUUUUACUGAGGGAGGAGAGGGUGAGUAGGCAAGAAGACACGCCAUUGGAUUUGAACAUUCCACAAGCAACAGAGACAGCAAAGGAGAGUCCGUUGUUAACUAAAGCAGACCAAUCAAAAUAUGAUGGUAUGUUUUGAUUCAAAUUUUUGUUACACUUUACAUUUAUAGGGGACAGUUACAUCAGCUAUUGUUGUACUUAAAUGUGCCAUGUGUAUUUUAUCAAGUGUGACCAAAUUCCUUUACGGGAAAGAUGAACUCUCUAAAACGUGCCUCGUUCCCAACCUAUGGCUUCGGUACCUGGUUGGUAGUAGCGCCCACCCAGUAUCUGAGAGGCCUGGGUUCGAAUCCCGUCGCAGCCUGAUUUUUUGCAGGCUUCGUUUUAGUAAUUCCUAAAAUUGCAGUCCAUAUGCGAGGAUUGUUUCUUUGGUUGAUUGUUCUGUAUCCAACUCUAUUGGUUUUUUAGAGGGAUCUCUAAAAGACACACCAGAGAAAAUAGCAAAAGACUCUUUAGCAUUGGAGCUUGAACCAUUAGUUCCUGCCAAAAAGUCCCCGAGGCCAGUCCACUUGGACUUACCCAGACCGAGGAUAGAGGCGUCUCAGGAGUCUGAGACGGACUCGGAUUCAUCCCCACCAACCACUAUGAGGAAGCCACCUAAAGCCACAACAUUUGCGGAAGGUAGAAAGCUCGGACACAACAAGAAGUUGAGUUUAUACAGUUGGCUAUCAUCGCCGCCCACUACCUCCCCUCCCACAUCACAAACAAAGGCUAACGUCGAGGCAGGAGUGGAAACGAAUACAGGAGAACAGAUAAAAGGUAGAAGAAAUCUUUGUUGUAGACCACAGUAAAUGUUCGAAGCAGCGCUCUGGGCGCCCCUUUAGACUACUGAGACGUGGAAGGUUGCUCAUUUGGUUGUACUCGGUUUUACUGUAGAUGGUGUGAAUGAAUGAGUUUCUCUUUUUUUUCCCUUGCUUAUUUAGACUUAAUUUCCAAACCCUCCUCUCCUGAGGAACCCGGCCUGUUUAGCGACAUGGUCAGCGUACCGACCAGCGGUAAACAGAUCAAAGACGAGCGCGAGACUUUUAGGAACUUUCUGCAGGCCAUAAAUCUGAUUCCAAGGGUUGCUGAACAACAAGAUACGGCCAGCACGUUCUCUGUGAGCACUAAACUGAGGUACCUACACGUGCAUUUAGUGGAUGGAGGCUUUGAUAACCUGGCUAAGAAAGGAAAGGGAAAAGGAAAGAACCGAGUGGAGACUGAGGAUAGGAAUAAGAGACGCCGCCAGGUAGGUGGCGGCAAGAAUGCAAUUUUGUCGUCUGCUUUUGAGCUGUUUGAUUUUGAAUUUUCCUUUGUCCCACGCUCUUGCCAAGACGAAAAAACAUAUUUCUUUACUUCUUUACUAUAUUUCUUUACCAAGUUUAUAGUCUCUGUGGCUCAGCAUCGGAGCGCGGAAUCCGAAGGUCUGAGGUUCGAUUCCUCAAAGGGACUCUUUUUUUUUUCUUUGUCUCACGCUCGUGACAAGACGAAAAAACAUCUUUCUCAACAUGAAAUUAGAUAAAAUCUCUACUGGUAUUUUUUCUUUGCUAAUGUAUAUGGUGAACAACGUACUUGUAAAUACAGAUACCACUUUACACCAAAAAAUUUGCUUCUGAGCUUAGUUUUUAUUGCAAAGAACUUGCUGCUUAUAUUAGUUCACCAGUUCACAGCUGGAGUAGUGGACUGCGAAAUCGGAAGGUCGGAGGCUAAAUUCCUCGUAUGGGGCAACACAGGAGAUGAACGAAGGACAUGCUCGGGGGCAUCGAUUUGGGUCUCCAUUUGCAAAUUUCUUGGUUGAAAUUUGUAAGGAAAACUCAAGAAACAAUCGCUGUCUCUCAAAAUAAGCGAAUGAAAAUAAAACUUUCAUAGAAAAGUGUCAAAGGAAACAAAAUUAGAGACUUUUCAAACACAAAGCUUAUUCAGGUACGGGUAUUUUGUUAAUUUACCACUCUCUUAUGAGCGUCACCAAACGCUGGACUUACUGGCUUUUGCUGGUAACAUUUGUGAAACAACUUGGUUCUGAAUGCCUGAAAGCACGCUACCUAGUCAUUACAACGGUCGCACGUGCGUGGACUCCUUACCAUUGUGUUGUAUGGGAUAUUUUCCAUGUCGUGGCCUCGAAAAAAUGAGUAGCAUCUUUCUUUAUUUGCCGACUAAGCCUGAUCGUAUAGUUCUUCGUUAUAUCUAUUGAAUUCUUCAUGCCUAUAUCUUUAUUGCAGGAGAGAGACCCAGUAUUCAUCGCCAGAGACUUCGUUUUUAGGUUUCUUUGUGAUGAAACUCCUCGAGAUAUUCUUCCCAAUUGGACUCCAGGUAACAGUUUUUACUCAAUGAAGGAGAACAACAAAUUGACGCAGGUCAACUUUACCGUGGGAUGUGGCAACAUUACGCAACGUGCCAAUCUCUCUUUCCUCCGUCUGGUUCUACAAGUUGUGGACAUGCUCGAGUUACUGUCAAAUUUUGUCUCCAAAAACAAUGAAUGCGAAAUACCGCUGACAUCUGGAGACCAAAGUUUGAUGUCCCCUGAAGACCAAGCUGACGGGGGUCUGCCGUUGAGGUCAAAAGUGCCCCAUGCAGCUGCAAGGUGUUGGAGAAUAAUGUACCAGGUUGUUGACCUUUAUUCGUCGCUACCGCGUGAGGCCAAAACUAAGGGCUUUUUGAAGCGAAGUACCCUCGGGAGAGUAUUAGGAGGUGAUACAUGAAUCUAAUAUUUUAACUUGAUCUUCUUUUGAGUUUAUACUGUCCUUUCCAUCCCUUUGCCGUUCUUACCGUCUCUUUUACUUGAUCGCCACACAGAAUGCAUAAGACUCCGUUGAUCCAUUGCAGGACGCUUGUCACAUGUAAGCCCAUUACAUGGUUCAGCUCUCUGCAUAGUAACACUAAUUCAACAUAUUUCUUUAUGCCCCUUGCUAGCUGACAAAAUGUCGCCAGAUAAGCCACGUGAUGUCAAGAUCGACAUCGAAGAUGGUGCGAUAGAAGAUGGUAAAAGGCGCCGCGCCCGCACCUCAGGGAGUCCUGAGAAAAGACGUUCAGCGGCCAGCCGCAGCACCACUGAAGCAACUACCAUAACGGAUCAGGAGGAUGCGCAAAGUGUGAUACCGCUGUCCACAGUGUUUGGUGUAGUGACCUUACCACGGGUUAAACUGCUGGCCAGUAUUGGCGGGCUCAUACUGGAGACAGAGCUCAGAGAAAUAAGUGUGUCGUUUUGUAAGAAAGAGAAGAUGGAAAAAAGCUGUGAAGGUCGGCAAUUUUUUUAGUGUAUUUUUGCCUCUUGAACUUGGAAACUGUUUUAUAUAAAUUCCUGGAAAUACUAUUUAUACAAAUAGUUGUAUUUAGAGUGAAACUUAAAAAUACUUUCUCACCCACAUUCGCAUAAAUUCCUCCAACGUGUAAUACUUCAUUUUCCCGACAGUUUCAGACCAUGCCGCGUCCUCCGUGACGGCUCAUGUAGGAAAAACAAGAAUGGAUCUGAAAGAGACGUCGAAAUAUGCCACAGGGUAAAUAAAUGACUCAAAAUCUCAGCUGAGAAUUAUUUUUGUGAUGUUUUGUUCAAGAGGCAAAACUUUAACAAUUAUAGCAAUGAUAAAUGUAUUAUCUUCGAAUUUCAUUAUUCGUUGAAUCGUAAGUUGAAUCGUACGUUGGGUGAGGGGGGGGGCAUGCUAUAGUUGAUUCGUCUAUGGAUAUCUUGAAUGAGUCGAAUUACUCAGUGACUCAUGACUCGAAUUGCGCGUGAACGUUAGAAGUUAAACGUUGACGUUAAAGUUAGCGCGUUAUAAAGUUCUUUGCUACAUGGUAGAGGUUUAGCGCGCCGCCUAUUUGGCCAGAGAGGCCCCCUCUGAUAUCUGUGGACUUUAUAUAUAUCGUCGUUUUUCCAACCUUCUUAGGACCGUGGUGAGCUGCAAUUUGUCUCGCUCUCAUGCUCUCUACUCUUCCGUCACGCAAUCAAGCGAGGAGAAAGGUAACGCACUGGUAACGUUGGGAGUGGUUGACAUCGACAUCCCUCAGCACCCCGUUGCGUUACACUCAAUGAUGACGCGAAGUUCACGCACUAUAUCGCGACACAUCUCAGAGAUUCAAAGUCAGAGAUCUGUCAUAAGGUAAACUGAUUCACUAGUUGAGGCCCUUAUUGGUGAGGACAGUUUUUUUCCCCUCAUGAUUAAGUCAGGAAGUUUGAAAAUGCAUAAAUACAUAUAUAAAACCUGAAGGCUAUUCAAGUGGAAAAGUUGAUUUAGGGAUGAAAUAAAUAAGUCAAGAUGCAUUUGUAAAAUACAUGAUAUACAACACAUCGUGAUUGGUCAAGAAACUAUCGUGUCCUGCUGUUAUAUACCCAUAGCUGUUUAAUGGAAGCGGUAUACUGCACUUUCUAUUGGUUCAUUGGCGUAAUAACCCAUUCGGAAUUAAGGGGAACACGAGAAAAUGUGGUUUUUUUUAACUGAGUUGAUAAUAUUUCUUGGUCAACUCAGUUGAUGAAACAAAAUGAUAUUGAAAUACCCUCCCUCCCCCUCCCUCCCACAGACGCAGCGCCACAGUUUCUUCAGAAACGUCCCCCCCCUUAAGUGCACAUUGAUUGCUGAUUACGAGACGAAGAAGAGUUAUCUAGAAAGUUUUGUGUCAUUCUUCAUGCAUUCCGCGCUGGUUAUUUCAUCGAUAAACUGGUAGAAAAUGCGGCUACUAUUGUUUAAAGAACUGAAGACAUUUUCUCUCCUGUUUGUAUGAAGUUAUUAAUCGUUUUCCUGAUUGUGUUUCAUAGAUCAAUGGCGAGUCUGGAGACUCGAUCCCAGUCCCGCCUUGCUAACUCCAGGCUUUCUGGUGCGCCAUCUGAUUUCUCUAAGUUCGCUCAGCUUGUGUCUCCGUCAUCUGUUAAGCCGUUUGCUCCAUGGGAUCGUGUAGACGGACCCUCACCACUCCCCACAGUGGCUAGAAUCUCUUUCACUUGCGUGUUGAAGGGUUUUUGCCUCGGAGCCUCGUUGCUGCCUUCUCUUCGAGCUGAGUACAAGGUCAGGCAGGGUCUUACGUGUCUCCAGAAUUGAAAAUUAGAGAAAGUCAACUGAGAAUGAACUGUAUUAUUUCCCAGGAACAAAUACCACUAGAACAAUCAUUCAAACAUUCACUAAUUUUGUGGAAAUUUUUUGUUGGAAAAGUUGGAACUUUUAAGACCUUGUAGAUCGUAACGUGUCAGAACACUUUUCAAGUUAAUGUCGUAAAAUUGAAACAAAGUCACAGCAGCCGCUCAGAGAGAAGGUAAAUCUCACAAGGAGUCAUUGAGAACUUAAAACAAGCGGACUGCCUUGAGCGCGGGAAACUGUUUUGGCAACUCUCGGCCGGUAUCAGUUAUGCAUGUGAUUGGUUGAGAGAGUGGCGCGACUUUAGACCAAUCGCAAGACGAGUUGACACAAAAUCGACGCAUGCUCGGAUUAAUUUCGACACUCGAUUGAGAAGUGGUCUGUUAAAGUAUUUUUGGGAAGAAUUGUCAACGUGCCAGGGGAGAAAUCGUUUGACAUAUCGUGGAGACACGGAGAACAAUGCUGAAAACAUUUGUCCCUGCGAAUAAAAUUUUUUGUGGGACAGGUCGCAAAAAGUACAAACCGACUUAAAUUUUUGCGAUGAUCGCAGCUGUUAAAAUCAUAGCCUGCACACUGAGCGGUUGAUUUUGUUUCCUCGUGUAUUUUCAUUUACAAGUUAUGGGUUGUAUAUAGGUUUUUACAUUUUUCUCCGUAGAUUGGAAGAGUGACAGGAUCAGGUCGCACAGGAAAAAACAGCACUUUCAAGUUGGCCAUGCCGGCUCACAAUCUGAGUUUUACUUCUAAGGUAAAGCGUUUGUGAAAAAUUUCUAGUAAGUAAGUAAAGCAUCUUAUGUGCUGCGUCGGCUGGCUUUGAAACACUUGCCAGUUGAAAGUUGAAAAUAAAUGAUAUGAAAACUCCGGCAAACGUAUAUCUUCCUAAAAUCCAGGUGCUUUACUUGUUUCCUUGAUGAAGAAGCAGCUUUUAUCUCGCUGAGUUAUUCUCGCAACCCUGGAUCUUUUGACACAGCAGUCAAGAGUCGAGCAUGCGCAAGAAGAUCAAUUACAGCUGGCCGCACACCAAUUUCCCGCUCAAAAUUUCUGGGAAAAAUAUAGGAAGAAACCGCUGUGCCGCGAAAUAAGCGAAAGAUCAAAACGUUCGUAGAAGUCUGUUCAAUGAAACAAAAUAGGGAAAAAGGAAAACUCGAGACUUUUCGAACACAAGGCUUAUUUAAUCACUGGUAACCAUGUUUAUUUACCAUUCUGUUUUGAGCUUUGCCAAAAAAGUCGUACGCUUUUGGAACUGUGUUCUCUCCCAAAUAGCCUUUUGCUAGGCUCUUGGUCAGCGGAGACAAGCUGAAAAGCAGAAAAAAGUGGCGAGAUUGCCGCUGCCGUUUUACUUAUAUCUCAAAUCUAACCUUUUUGUGUUACUCGACUGUUUUCUGUAAAGGUUCAGUCCUUGGAUAAUACUAUCCCGCCAGCUACAGUUGUGGAACUACCCCCAGUCCACGUGGAAGGUGAACUAAUUUCCAAGCUUCCUCGGCCCGCCCGAGCCAAGGAAGGUCCUUCGGAGACUGGGGAGAGUUUUCUUCGUCGUUCCACGCCUAAAAACUAUCUGCACGUAUCUGCGGAAAUCGGUGCCUUCCAGCACAGCCUCACUACAGAUCUGUUGAACCAUCUUGUGUUUGUGCAGAAGAGCUUUAUGAAGGUAAGUGUGUUUUAAUCAUGUUUGAUUUUCAAAUGAUAUUGUUUGUAGUCCAUGUUUAACACUAGUUUACUUACACACACUGCCAGACACACACAACUCGCACAAAACCUACUGUUAAUCAAGGCACGUAACUUAUAUGCACAUCUAUCAUCUAUCCAUUCGCUCGGAGAGAAAGGCUAAAGCUCGAAACGUCAGCUUUGAAAGUAUUAACGGUGGCCAAUUAACAUUACCAACUCAUUUGAUGGUGCCAAAUUUUCCUGUCAUACUCCCCCACAGGCGCAGCACCACAGUCUCUUAAAAUCUAACCCGCCUCAUUCAUCUAAAUAUAACUUGCAUCAUAAUUGCUGUAACAAUUCCAAUUAUUUUUUAAAUAUACAAUACCAACAUCGCUCACAAAAAUGAAAGAAAAAUAAUGAUAACUGAAAUAAUUUCAACCAUAGUGAUGAUAAUGACAAAAAAAAUUGUAAGCUAUCAUUUAGAUACAUUUUAGUCUAGUAAACACUACGUAAUUGCAUAGCUACAUUAAGCAUUUGGAAACUCUUUUAUUAUAAAUCUUAAAUAUACUGCCUACUUUUUUCUUUUUUUUUUUUCUCCCUUUGUGUACCAUUUUUGGAUGUUCCUUGAUUGCCUUGUGUCAGCGUUUCUUUGGAAACAGUAUCGUAACCACAGUGUUGUGUCUUGAUUUUCGUUUGUUUCUUAGGAAGUGAAUGAUGUUCUUCAGCGAGUGUCGGGUGAGAGCCAACCUGUCCCUUUGUGGAGGACCGCUUCUACUGAAGAUGUGGACACCGCAAAGGAGAAAGAAAUUCCCUUGCUUUAUUCAUUCCGUCUUAAUCUGAAGGUAAUCCCGGCAUGUACUAGAUGUAAGAUUGCUCUAUUUAACUCAUGUUAGUGUCGAAUUUCUCUCUCAUAAUGACGUCUCUUGUGGUAAGUUUGAGUAAUAUGGGUCCCCUUCUUUUUCAUUUUUGACAAUUUCACCAAAUUUUGUAAGCUUUUCACCGCACCAUUGUUGGAUAGACUUUUCCCACAGCAAUCAACAGUUAUCUGAGAUAUGAUUCUUUGGCACACGAGACACACUUCUGGAGGCUUUUUUUCAUCAUGUUUUUCUCUGUCAGGGAAUCCAAGUGACAGCUACAACUCCUUCGUCUACCGCGGUGAGACUGGAUACUGGUGUAGUGUCAUUAGAGGUGUCCAACUCAGCGCCAUCGUCUGGCCUCCUUCCUGGUCAGCUGAGGAGGAGUGAGUAUUCAGUAAAUUUUUUUUAUAUAUGAAUAAAUUUAUAUACACUUGAAAUAUAUUUAUACACAAGAGGGAGGUUUCUGAAGAGACUGUGGUGCUGCUUCGGUGUAUAAUGAGAUGAUUUGCUUUUACCAUGAUUUUGAUUUAUAAUGUAAAUUGGCCGCCCAGCGAAAGGUUUCUAAAGAGCGAAUGAUAAAGGGCUGACGCUUGAAACGUCAGCUUUAGAAACUCUUUACGAUUAUUUUUAUGGGUCAGUCACAACGCGGUUAACUGGUCAGCUAAUUAAGCAGAUGUCGGAACGAGACGUGUGCUUGGUUCUGAGUGCGGGAAAACUUACUGCUGCGCGAAAUCAGACGUGGAAAACAGUUAUGGAAAGGACGGGAAAACAAACCCUAGCCUACUGCCAAAGUUACGUGUUAAGCGCGGGAAACGAGUACCCUGCAUCUAGCUCGGAAAUUUAUUGAAUUAUUAAUCCUGUGAUUCUGUGGUGUUUGUUAUAGGUAGUAGCUAUGUGAAACUGUUUGGAAAAGCGCAAGUGGACGUUAAUCUCUCUUUAGGACAAUUUAACAAGGUAACAAUUAACAAAGAUAAUUUUGAUAACUCAGAAGCACCCGAGUGGUAAGUUGUAGUCCUUUUUCUCCAUCGACAGAGCCGCAUCAUAGACAACGAACUCGAAUACCAGCAGUUGGCUUACUUCAAAACCAGGAUUGGAGUCAGCAAUUCAUUUCAGGUACAGGACUCUUCGCUCAAAUUUAUUCCAAGUCGCGGUCUGGCGACCUAAAACCAUAACAUAGUUGUCAGAAAUAACAUGUUAGUCGUAGGAACUCGCAAUAUAAUCGAACUAUACGCUGACCACAGCACUACAACUAAACAUGGUUCAGCUCAUUACGUUACUAACGGACAUAGGCGCCCAAAACUGGCGGCUUUCACUGCGGAUUUAGGCGCCAGAGUUGUUUUUUAUUACGCGUCAUAGCGACCAGAAAAGGUCGGAGCCUCGAGAGCUGGCUGGUAGCCUCAUCUGCAGACGAACAAUCAGCGAGUGCAACCUUCAGUUUGAACGACGAUUAACAAGAAUAUACAUUGGAUCACUUUUUGUAGAAUGAUUGCAAGAGUAGCUUUUGAAAGUCCUAUCUCGGUUACUUGGAAAAAUGAUGAGCCGUAUCCAUUUUUCAUUUUUUUGUGCUCACAGGAUAGCAGAUCGUUAGCUGGCACAGAAGAUAAAGAGACAUUCCUGGUGACGUUAACUAAACCGUGUUUGUACGUACAGCAAGUGGCAUUCGACAAAGGUGAAAUCAUUAAAAUGAUAUAAGUAACCUUUACUCAGAGGUACUAUUGAUCGGGGAAUGCCACAGAAACAAUCAUUUCUGAAAAAGAAGCAGGGGUAAACUGAUUGCAGGUUUUUUCUGCGUGUGUAAUUUAGUGGAGAACAGAAUAAUGAGAUGUGAUCGUUAUUUCCACAGGGUAUCUUAAAACAUUUUUUUUUUGUCUCGCAGUUUUGCCAUAUUUUCACUUUUUUUAAAACUUGAAAGUGGUCUGUAGUUUAGUUUCAAGGUGGACAAGGGUUGUAACUGAAGAAAUGGUACACAGGAGAGAUACACUUUAUAUGGAAUAGUAUAUAUCUUAGUGCGCUUGUGUUUCACUGUAUUCGGGCUGCAGUUUAUAAAACAUCUUAUGUUCUUUGUUUUAGGGUUUUUUUCGGUUUUGUUCUGUUCUUUUUGUACACAGUAAGUAGCCAAUAGUCUGUGGUACAUAGCACACAUAACAGUAGGUAAUGCAUAAUGUGUAGUACGCAAGAGAUAUUUUUAUAUACACGUAAUAAAUACAUCGAAGGUUUGAAUCUCUUUUUUUUCAGCGGUUCUUGUUUAUUUGAAUUAUAAGAACGCUUACGAACACUGGAACGAGCAACGCCUUGCGCUUAACAAAGAGGUUGGUAUACACUUUGAUUUAUUCGAGACAUGUUCGAUUGCAUGUUUGUGCUGUAAUUAGAAGCCUACAUAAUCGUAUGAUAGUAUUCUGUUCACGAGGCUAAUUAAUCUUUUGAUGUGUUCAGAGUAAUGCCGACAGCGUUUUCCCGCCACAGUUAGCCGUAACUGUCAGCGGCUUCUUCUGUUUUUCGCGCCACAGCUUUGUUUCUGUCCUCGUACACUCAAGUGCAGUCACUUCAGUUUUCUACGUGGCGCUCAUGCGGUGUUCACGUGGCGCUCAUGCGUUGUUCACAUGGCGCUCACGUAGCGUUCAGGCGUUGCUUACGCGGUGUUCGAAUUCUUUCCCUGCACGUGCUUCCUCCUUCUCAGAUCUUGGUAAAUUCCCGCCAAAAUGUAAUCAUGUCUCCUCCUAAUCUAUUUUCCACGUCUGGUGCUGCCUUCAUUUCUUUUCCCUUGGCAUAUCAAAUCUUUCAGGCCUUGAUUCUUUUCGCACAGAAUGUGAAUUUUUACGUGAUUGUUAUGUACAGUCUUCUUGAAUUUACUCUAUCAAUGAUUCCCCUCUCUUAUACAGUGGCUCGUGGAGAACACCACAAGUGAUGUUAGUACUGAUCUUCUGAUUUUUAUCAACACGCACUCUGCAACUUUCCAUCUUGUCCUUACACUCCCUAUGAAUUUUUUUUCGCCAAAUAUUUUUGUUUCGUACUUGCAGUUCGUUAUUAGUUGAUAUCUUUCUAGACUGACUUAUUGACGAAACUGGCCUUUUCUUCAUUUACUUUUGCUCUCUCAAUACGUCCUAUCCUUUCAAUGGUUUACGACACUUACAUGUACAGCCUGAGACGUCUGUGUAGAGUGUAUCAAACACUUAGACAUAACUUAUAUUUCUGGUGUUAUUUUUGCACCGCUCCAUAGCAUAACAAACUGGUAUCCAUGUCCCAUUUUAAAAAAUGUUUUCCAAAUGGUCCAUAACUCACGUAUUUAUGUGUACAUUCAUUCACAGCUAGUUAGCAAUAAACUUUCUCGUCUAUUUGGUAGAAGAAUCAGUUUGUCGGUGAGUUAGACAGUUAGAACAAAGUGUGUGCGAUCGAGUAGUUCUUUGUAGUUAGCCAAGAAUAACAAGACGUUACUUAAAAUGUUUUGUAAGUACAUGUAAUGCAGAUAGUUAUUUUUUUGUUUUGUUGCUAUUUUCUUACAAUGUUUUAAAUGCGCUAUCCCUAAAAUGUAUUUUUGUUAUUUUGCGACUUGUGGAUGCAAAGGUUUUUAAUGUUGAAACGAGUCACGCAAACGAGUUAACGAAGUGAGAGAUUAGAACAACAAUGUUGAUCAUAUUUUUUGUCAGACAGUCAGAUCACAUACUGUAGGUUAAGCCUUAUUUGAAAGAGUAAUGCACGCUUUAAUUCAUUAGGCGCAUUCUGUUUUGACUGUCGAUAGUCAUUAGCUUUUCCAAUUGUUGAUUUACCUAGCUCUGUGAUUGGUCCAGAAACUGUGGCUGCCCUCUCGACCAACCAGAUGCUAAAGUGACACCAAUUGUGACUUGGUCGCACGCGUUUUCCCGCGUUUCAUUCGACUUUUCAUUUGCUCCUUUCGACACUCAUUCGAUAUGCGUUCUUCUAUAUUUCAUCGUUCUAAACUGUUCAGGAAAAGUAGUUUUGAACGCAACAAGAUGUGAGACGAAAUUGUUAUUUUUUUUUAAGUGUAGCAGACGAAUUAAGUGACUUUUUCCCUCGAUUCACUUCAGGUUCAUUUUGCCACUCAAGCUGUGCUGGACAAACUGCCUCAGAGAGCCCCGUCUUCCCAGCUGUCGGGAUCACUUUUCCUUCAACUUACUGUCGACCAACUUGGCGUUUGUAUUCCCCUCUAUAAUGGCAAUCAGGUUUGUAACCAUUAAUGUCGAUGAGAAGAAACAUUUAAGCGAAGAGUUUACGGUUUACCGAGGUAACGAGCCACGCGGGUUAUUGGAUGAAGACGAGAAAAGCGCGUGAAUUCAGUUAUCAGUAUGUCCAAUGGAGUUACGUCUUCUCUUUCCUCUUUCAGGGUAUCGCUCAAGGCUUUCAAAUGAGAUAUGCUGGUAAGUGGAUCCUUGAUAAGUUACAAGAGCACUCUCGUUUCUACAUUAAUUUGAUUAUUUUUUAUCGUCUUGGAUAAUUUGCUUUAAAUGAUUGGUAUGGAGCAAGACACAAGAGUUAGUGUUGAUAAGCGGAUGACUAAUGAUGAAAAAGGUUUGAUCAGAUCGCAAAUAACUGACUUAAAAAUGUCUCAGUGAAGGCAAUUUUGUGUUGAGUGUCGGUAGUAACUCGUUAUUGCAUUGGUUGUUUUACUUUGCUCUUUGAUUGGUCUAGAAAACCCAACCCACUCUCUCAACCAAUCAUAAGAAAAAGCUACGACCAAUCGCGACCUGGUUCUGCACAUUUUUACGGACUCUCACUUCAAAUGCACUUUUAUUUCCCUUCUUGUUUACGUGUUUUUAGAACAAGAGCCUGGUCCUGCUAUGGUAUUAAGGGUUGAACAGAUGCUACUCACGUGUUGCUCAAGCGUCUCUUUUGUUAGUAAAGGAAAGUUUAACAGCUUCUGUCUUUGGUUCGCCGACAAAUUUGAUACCGAUACUGAGGACUGGAAACCAAACUUUGAGUCUGGGUCAACGACGCGAUGUAGUAGAUGUAAGGCAUUUUACUUUUUGUUUCCGUUGAUGACUUUGAGCUGUGCCUGAGUCAAAUGAAGGGAGCUGAACAAUUUGUCUUUAUUUGCUACAGCCGCCAACGAUAAUCUUAUGAUUUUGUAUUUCCAGGUGUUGUUCCCGAAGGAACUUACGAACUAUGCUCCAGAACACAAAGGUAUCCUGUGACACCAGGUAAGAGUCCUUGCAAUUGAGAGGCAGAGCCCUGAGAGGAUUGGGAAUGAAUAUGACUCGAAGCUCCGCUGCUCGUUUUCAUACUCUGCCGCCUUGUUCACGAUGCUUCUUCCACCAAGCACUAUUAACCCUUAGAUCCCUGAGAGUGAUUAGCAUCUAAUUUCUUCUUACAGGAUCAUUCCUGAAAAAAGGAAAUGAGCACCAACUGAAGGAGCUUUUGAUCGUUAAACGUUCUUCUUAUCGACACCUUAGAAAAUAUACAGAGAGCAGUAUGGAGGUUAUGCAUGCUUAUGUUGGGUGUAAAGGGUUAAUGGAUUAAGAAAACUGGAAACCUAACAAAACCAGCAAUGGGCAGGCGUCCCCCUGGAGACAAGCAACACACCUAGACGCUUGAUACUAAAAAAAAAAAAAAAACAAAAAAAAAGAAAAGAACGGGGGAUGUCUCGAGUCAAAUGGGACAUUAGGUUCUCAAGAGUAAAACCCUUCAACUUAACUUGUAGCAGGUAUUAUAACCGUUUUUUCUUGUUCUAUAACAGACAUGAUUAAAGCAGGGAAGUGGGUUAUGUCCUUCCAGUGGCGCAUGUGCGGUAUCGAAUUACAUUGCGACACCAACAUUGGUAAGCAUUUGUCAUCUCUGGGACAAACGCUGACCGCUUUGGCUGGUGAGCCGGAUGUGGCUAACAUUGACUCGGUUACAGAACUGCAAGACAGGGACCAAACUCCGAGGACAUCAGUCGGAGGCCGAGAUGAGGUGGAUAACAUGGCAGGCAUGGUGGAUGGACGGAAAUCUAAAAAAAUCGAGAAAAAUAUGUGGGAACAGGCCCGCAAGGUUAAUGAACUGAGGUUAGGCAGCAAUCUAUUUUUAUUUUAUUCCAUUUUUGGAUUGCAUCUGGUUGACGGUUGAAUUUUUUUGUUAAAAAUCUGUGCCUUUGAUCUCUGUGAAAGAACUUACCGCAACAAUUGAAUAGGGAUUUCUUUUCGCCAAAUUUCAGCGGAGCUUUCAAUGUGGUCGCCAACUCUUUGCCACCAAGUUAUAUCUUGACGACAUUCGGAUCAAUGUCAUUAUCUGAGCAACUGUGCGCCUACCCCUCGCCCAACCCAACAUUUUCCCCAACUUGUUAUGAUCAGUUGACUGUUGUUUGGUUGGGGGAGGGGUAGGAUCGCAGUUGCCUAGAUACUUUCAUUCGUUGCCUCUAAGAUUGCAUUCGAAGAUAGAAGUUUCAUUGAUUUUUUUAUGAAUUUGCAUAGGAGAAAAACCGACGUGGAGUCGUACGUCAUGGAACGAGAAACAAAACGACUUCAGGACCUUGAAAGCGCAGUCUUUAACGAAUUUCGGAAAGACGUUCGGAAGAGGCUUCGGCGAAAUUCUCGGUCUGGCCGAUCGACCCAUUCGAAGGUUGCCGAUUCAGACCGAGGCAAAACUCACGGCAGGAAAGCUGUGUCCGAGAAGGUUCGGGGAUCCAGAACUCGCUCUAGAGUGCGUCGCCAAGUGAGUAGCGACCAGGAAGACGUCGAGAGCGAAAUGGUGGAGAUGGGGUCACCGCGGAGACCUGAGAGAUUUUCUACCAGCGAUGCUCCGCUGAUUAUCUGCGAGGACGAGUCAGAGAACUCAAUUUUCGGAAGAUAUUCGCCAUCUCUUCCCGACAUCAUCAACGUGGGCAACAGCGCAGCUAAGUCGAUUCAUGAAGACACGCUGCCGUUGCGAAGCAUGUUGCACCAAGAAGGAGAGGAAACAGGAGGACCGAGAGUGACUUUUAGGACCCCUAGUGAGUCGGAUUACGAGAGCGGCUCGUCGCAGAAGUCAUUUGCGACGCAGCAUCAAUCCCAACAACAUCAGACACAACAAAAUCUUGAUUUUGAGUUAGACGUGGCAGUAGAGAUUGACAGUGGUCAGUGUGUAUUUUAUCCUGCUGAUGAAGGAGAAAAGGACGACACUGCAGACAGCAAGUACGUUGCAGUUUUUCAAGUUCUAUAUCGCACUUGCCGAAAACACCGGCGUAUAAGCAGCACUCGCAGAUAAGCAGCAUCCCGCGAUUGGCAAAUGAAAGUUUGGAAAAACUUGUAGCGGGCUUCCUGGGUUGGAUAUAUCUCUUCCAGCACAGGAUCAGUGGCCCGAACCUUUUUCAAGCAAAUAACUUCCAACAUCAGUAUGAUAUCGAAAUCAAACUUUCCACCAAAUAAAAGUAAAGCCCUUUUCAUUUGUCAAUCAGAUGACUGAAUCGGCCUCGAAUGCGGGAAAGCACCGACAGGCUUGGUUUAAAUACCGGUAGUUUUUCUGAUUGGCUAGGUGAAUACCGCCUUUUUAAACAAUCUCAAAGCCUACUGGGUAAAGUUUUGAAUAAUUCGCGACCCUUUAUCAAAAAAUUGCAAAGCGCAAGUUGAUUUUUACUGGUCUACAGUUAAAAAAUAUGGAUUAGCGUGCGGUUUUGGUCCAAAAUGGUACUUAAAUGAUUCAGAUACGUUGGGUGUUCACAGCAGAGUGUCUAUUAUUUUUCCCCAGGACUUCAGACAAACGAUUCCAGUUGUAUGAUCCUGCACGCGGUAAAUUUUCAUCUCCACUGUUCCAGACUACCAUUGGUCAGAAGCGACAGAAACAAAACGCACAAGAGAAACCUCAACCUGAAGAUACAAAAGUACUGUUACCUGCAGUGGAUGUCCGUGUCCACUACCAUUCCACCAUUGACUCUGAAAACGUCGGAGUCUCCGUUUCCCCGGGUUCUGUAGGCGGGAGUCCGCCCACGAUACAAGUUCAGCCAGAGACACCCACAGACAAUUCUUCUUUUAUCAGUUACGCUGAAUCGACUGAUCAAGAAGGUCGAAGCAUGGAUUCUUCAUUCAUUAGCUGUACCCAAAACAGGAAAAUCGUCAAGAGAGCUGGUCUGUAUGUAUGGGUGUUGUUCCAGUCACUACCUCAGGAGAUGGUAUUGAAACCACGUCUGUUAAGUUUUAUUGAACAAGCUCUGCAACCAAUCAGCGUCCCAGGUGGAGACGAAGUGGUCGACGGAGGGGGAGGCAUAGCCUCAGGUGAGGACAGCGACACAGAGGUAGAGAUGGGAGGUUCUGUGGUGUCAUCGUCCAUGUCCGAAUAUUCUUCCUUUCCUGUAGAUGUGGUGGUCGUGAUUCGUGUACAGCCAUCUGAUAUUCGCUUCAGCUGUCUCCCUAUUUCACGUGUGGAGUGUAUGCUGCGACUUCCUGCACUAGAUGUCGUUUUUUCUUCCAACUCCAGUCCUAACAAGUCUCUAGUACAAACACCGUCUUCGCGACUCCUUAGCCGUGAUCAAUCGCGUCUUAGGACAGACCAGAUGGAAAACAGCCUGCCUCCAUCCUCGUUGACUUUUGACAGCGGUGGUAUCAGCUUCACCGUAUGCCUCUCCCGCUUUUCAUUCUGCAUCUUCCAUCCAUACGGGAAGCAGCACACAGGUCUGGGUCGCUCUCCGAGUGGUGGCUCCCCGGAGGCGGAAGACAACCUCGAAGAAAAUCGCCCGCGGUUCCGUUUUGCACCGUCUCAACCCUUAUCUGGUAAGAAGGACUCGCUGAGUUUGAAUGUGGAAUUCGUCAAGUUUAAUUUGUCACGCAGAAGGGUUGGGUCUACUGGUGGCUCGACGGAAGAUAAGAGUAGGACGCCAUCACCUGAUCUUCUGGCUGGGACGGGGACUGGAUCCUCAACUGUUGUCAAGGUUUCUGGUGAGUAAAACAUCACAAAUAACCUUAAAACAAAAUUGCUUCCUUACCCUUUUACAUUAAUAUGCAUUUUCUCUAUAUUGUUCUCUAUACAUUUCCAAAAGUGCCGACAAGGAGAAUUUGUUUACCAAUCAAGAGCUUCUUCAGCUGAUGAUCAUUUCCUUUAUUCUUGUGACCUUAAUGUGUGAUUCAGAGGUGAUAUUUUUUAGGAGAAAUUAGAUGCCUGUCACUCUAAGGGGCCAAAGGGUUUAAAGCGAGGGCUUUUUAUUACUGCAGCUCAGAGACAUACCUUUGAAUUAAUUUCUCGUAAGGUAUCUGCGACAUUGGCUCAGCAACCUUCAACUACGACAUGCGCCGUUUGAACGAGAUUCUGGACUUUCCAAAAGCUUGGUACAAGGGUGGACUUGUCCAGCGGUUAUUCUUAGGAAAGGAGGGAUCUUACGCCACGAAGACGUCAGCGAUGACAUCUGAAAUGAGCCCUGAUGCAGUUCCAAUGAAUAAAUCCUCCGACGAGGACAGGAGAAGGUAUUUCACAAGGAGUAACGAGAAAAACGUUAUUGAAAGGAUCAUUUCGUUCUUAAAUUAUUGGUAAUUGGGUGGGAGAGUGCGUCUAUAAUUGAAGGACAUUCCCAGUAAUGUUAUCCAGAAAGCCCUCCAAGCACAACAUUCGGUUUUGAAUAAUGGAUUUUGAGUAAUGCUUCGACCUUAAGCAUUUUUAUAACGCUUCAGUGAAAACCUUUAAAAAAAUAUCUCCUUUUUGUUAAUGAUUAGAGAUCUGUAUCUAAAACUUUUCUUAGAAAACUUUUGUCGUACUUCGUGAAUGUGGUUUUCCUGAUACAAUGUAUUUUUUGUUGUUGUUUUGUAGAUCUUUGUCCCUCAACGAGAGAGAGACCUCUGCAGCCACUGCAACGCCGGCUAAGCUUCGAAAACAUUCCCUAUUUCGUUCCAUGUCUGAGUCUCACGAGGAGCCGCCACCUGUCACUCCGGUAAAAUCGCCCGUAAACAAACAAAGGCCAGGUCAGUCUAGGACUACUUUUACCACUCAUAAAGAAGGAUGUUUUUUGUUACGUCACGAGCGCUAAUCCAAGAAAAAAAUUCACACCCUCCAAACUUUCGAGUUCCGACAGUCUUGUUCGCUACUACGACCUCAACCGAUCACCUCAUUUCUGCUGUUGGCGUAAUCUGCCUCUAUUAAUUAUCUCUUCAUGAUUCUUUACUUCUAACUUGUAAUCCUCGAAUACUGGUCUCUUGAUACUCCACUUCUGGCCAAUUCGGCGUAUUCGUCUUCCACUAAAGACCACUUCAUCCUCCUAUCCUCCUCUGCUAACCAACUUAUUUGCAACGUCUGACCAGUUUGUUUUCCUUAACGGACCUCCUUAUCCAGGGCGUGAAAUUGCGCCUAAUACAGGCGCCAAUGCGACUAAAUUUUUCACUUUGGCGACCAAAUCCUGAAAGUUAGUCGCCAAAUUGGCGACUAGAACGUUUCAUCAUAACCUUACCAAGAGAUAUAGUGAAUUAAAAAGAUUUCCAAAGAUAAAUCCGCGGCAAACUUCCUCGUUAAUUUUGGUUCCAAAACGUAGGACAUGCAUCUCGAUCGAUAACUAGACGCCAUCUUGGAUUUAGAUGAGCCUGAAUGUUGUUUAUCAUCCAUCCUAGUGUCCACUUUGUAGCACGUUAAAGAUCUUUUCCCUAACUUAAUUUUGGAGGGUCUAUCUAGAACGCUGACAGCGUAAAGAAAGAUUUUGUUUGUCUUUGAAAAUGACGACCAACUUUUUUUGAAUUGGCUACCACUUUGAAGAAUUAAGGAGCCAAGUGGCUAUCAGAAAAAAAAGUUAAUUUCACGCCCUGUUAUCCACCAUAACUUAACUCAUGUUCCACCAAUGCUGACUAUAGCAGACCUCACCAACCCACUGUUGACCAUUAUUACUAUGGACAAAGUCACUGCUUUCACUAAAUCCUUUAACCUUUUGUUGUUGCUUUUGUUUAUUUAAUUUUUUUACAGGUCAACGGAAAAUGGCGUCGUCUGGCAGUUCUUUCUUCGGUUUACUUCCUAGUUCUCCUGGUCUCUUGCGGUCAAUGACAAUUAGCGGAAAUAGGAACGGAUUACUGAGCCCCUCUGUAACCUCGCCUCCAAACAGAAAACGGCCUUCAACCUUAGGUGGGAAACGAUGAACUAAUAAAAUUCUUCGCGAGUGUAAUUUUUCUGGUUUGUAAAUUAUCCAAAUUGCACAAUCUAAUCAGUAUCUAUCACACACCUUGUUUCAGCUGGGAUGAAAACCAACCCGCCUGAACGCCGUGGACUGAAAGUCAUUGAAAGUUCAUCGGAAUCUGAAGUUGAUGGUCCUCUGAGCCAUUCAUCUUCGUCCAGCCUCGCAGGGACUCGGUCCAAAUGGGAGACAGUGGUUGUCGUGGCUGUUAAUCUUUCUAGGUUGGACAUGUCAACAAAUAUGGGCAGCGUGAUGGGACAAACACUGUAAGAACAUGUUAACUUUCCCACUUCUCUUCGCGUCUUUCCUUUUCACCCGGUGAUGCAAAAAAAAAAAAAAAAACCUAAUCGUAGUGUAAACGAUCAAAAGUGGACCAACUCUAAGGGUCACAUACAGAUGGAAACACUCGGUGCCCUCGCAGGGAGAGAGCAAACGGCAGUUAAACGUCUUUAGUUUUGAGAGCCUCUUGUAUUCCUUGGUUCAAAACUAUUUACUUGCAGAAGUAAUUCGAAACUUUUGAAACAAAGCCUGAACAUUUCUUUCAAUCAGCUUGAUGCAAUGUUGAUUUCGGUCGUGAGCAGCUGAAAAACAUAUUCAGUGGUUGGUAAAAGUAGUUGGCAUGCGUCUCUCAGUGGGGGGUCCACAACCCUCCACUCAACAUAAUAAACAUAUCUAGUUUCUUAGAAGUCACCCCUCUUCUCCUAAACAAUGUUGCCAGGUGGUUACACCAAAACUAGCACCAGGUAAUGUUGAAAUGGGAGAGAGAGAGAGAGAGAGAGAGAGAGGUAAAGGAGAGAUAAAAAAAAAAAAGAAUCCAAAAGUAUUAGGGUGUGCUAAGAGUUGUACCACUCAUUGUAACCCUAUGAAUUUCUCCUUUCCUUUCAUUUUAUUAUUUUUCUAAGAUGGAGUACAAGUGACCUUCGUUCUCAGUGUCACAUCACUCUCACAAAUAUGGGUCGCCGUGAGCUGAAGGGAUCUGUGAGUGUUCGCCAGGCGGUGUAUGAGGCACGAAGUGGUAUUGUCGGCGGACAUGUUGAAAUACAAGAGCUCAAAAUGCGAGGUAGGAAAAACACACAAUCGACUCGGUUAUAGAGGGCGCGCAAAGAGGCCUUACUGCCCUUGCUUUUUUAAUGAACACUCUGCUGUUGACACGCAUGUCGACGACGUUGGUAAUUACAGGUUACGUGCUUUAACAAGAAUAGCAGUCAGGUUUGCCAUUUGGAGAAGUCUUCAAUUGCGUGUCAAUAGACCAAAACCAAAGUAACGCCAUCGACCAGUCGAUAAAGGUUUCAAAACAAGGAAAACACAAGUAAUAGUAAUCCCUGAUUUACAAGAAAACAUGCGAUGCCUUGUUUAUGUUAUAAGGGGAAACCUAAGAAGGUGAAAAUGGCACACUUUUGUGCUAUUUCGUUGGAAGCUAUCUCAGUGUUAAGUUGGCGUCAAUUAACUGUAAAACGCACGAAUCAGCUGGGUGAAAUUUUAUUUUUGUAAAACACAUCAAAGUAAUGAAACCAGCCGUGUUGAAAAAAGAAUUAGCCAUCGAUGAAAUUGCAGUACUUCAGACAAAGUUUAGAUUUCAAGUAAUUUUGCACGGGAAAUUACCAAAAUAAAUGAAAGACACUCCCUGACUCCGCCAAUCUGGAUUUAGUGAUCAUGUCCUCUAUGUUAUAAAGGAGAAUAAAGCUCCACCAUUUAUCCAAUCAGAGCGCCUGUUAUAUCGGUUUAAAACUUCAGAGUUAUCUUAAAAUUUCAUAGAGUGCUGGCAGAUUAAUUAUCUUUUUUUGUAUUUAGCCCAAGUCAACGAAGAGCGAGGCUGUAACCCGCAGCAUUUUAUUCACUUGGGUCUACGGUACGCUGAGGCUCGUAUUGACUACAUGGGAACAUGUAUAUUUAUGGGAAACCUCUCCGCGUUCAAGACUGACCUGCGUGAUGAAUGGACGCUACAGGAGACAAAGAGCCCUUCCACCGGUGAGUAGGUUGUUACUUGUGAAAGAAAACCCCUCACAGGGAGUAGCAGCCAAUCAAACAAGCCUCAGAGAGCUACGUUCACAAACUAGUUUCUGUGGAUCAGCCUAGUUGAAUGGCUUAAAGAAUUGGAGCUGAGUUUUCUUCGUGUUGUUAUGUUCACGUGGAACGAAGAACUGACCGAAUGAUACUGGGUAUCCCUUCCCCCCCAAAAAAAAAAAUUGAAUCAACAAGUUAAGGGUGGGAAUCGUUUCUCUUAAAAUCCAAUAGCAUGGUGUGGUUGGCUGAGUGAGAGUAUUCCUUAAUAGCAUUGUUCACAAUUUUUUUGUGAAAGAAAUUUUCUUUGACCUGCGGAUGACAAUUAAGAAGAGAGAUGGUCCUCGUAGAUUGACUUCAAUUUCGGCAGUUACAGGAAAAAAACCUGAAAAAUUCAGGCUUCGACGGAAUUCGAACCCGUGCCAUCCAGAUAUUGGUUGUUGAUGUUUAGAGAAAGAAGUUCCUAUGAAGGUAGUUUUCUCUCGCAAGUGAAGACAAGGAAACAACUUUCAGUUAUGUUAUGAUGAAAUGUAAGUUUUCCUUGUUUUCCAGACUCUCUAUUCGAACAGGAACGUGAACCAGUGAACGCCAAAAUCUACAUGCACGGGGACUUGGCGUGGAAUGAUUUCAAGAUAAUGAUUUGUCGUUCCACUACACCCGACAUAGUCAAGAUGGUCGCCAAGAUUCAGGAAUUCGUUGCCCAGCAACACCGAAACAGCAUCCGUGCAUUGUCCUCUCUUCGUCCUCACAUACCUCUCAUCACGGGGGAUGUGAUGUCGUCACUGUCUACGCCAGUCUCCACGGGAUCUCAAGUCAAAGAAGAAAAUAAAGAUGGUUGGUAGUGUUUUUUGUGUUACGAAGCCCCUGUUGUAGCGAAAUAGUUAUAUUUAGUUCCGCAGUGAAAAUACCUAUUUUUUUUUUCUCAGUUAGUUAUUAGAAUGUAUGAGGAGUAGGAAAGACUCGUAUCAGUGUCAUGUCAUCCUUUCUAAAGAGACGAUCGGAAUUUCCGUUUAGGAGACACAAAGUGUUCCUAACUACUUUAUAGGCUAUGAAGUAUACUUGAAAAUAGUGAGAAGAGACUCCAAGGAGUCUUGCAUUUGUGUUGUUAUAUGGGCUCUGCUUCUCCUGUUGAUGUUUACUUCACCUUUGACUUUGUGAUCUGUACUCACCGCGAGUAUUAAAGAAAAUUGAUUUCAUGAAAGGAAGACUGACGCAUAUCUCGUAUUGACAGGUCUGAAAUAUCAACAUUGGGGAAAAGUGCUGAACGCGGUCAGAGGCCUUAAACUGAGCAUGCUCAGUAGUCCCCUACCAGAGAGAGGUGUGUUGCUUGGAGGGAGCUUGACUUUACAUGGCAAGGGUGUCUCUCUGGCAUGUUUUCACGGGGUGAACUUUCGCUCCCAGUCUUGGGUAUUGUUCACGCUUCAGAGACCAUAUAUGACGUUUACAAGCAAGGUGUGCACAAUAGAGAAAAGCUGUCAAGUUAGGCGCGUGAAAGCCGUGCAGGAUCUGUCACUCAAAUUGGGGCAUGGUGCAGAAGACUCUCUUAGUGGAAAACUCUCACCCUCUUCAGGUAAGGACGGAGUUAUUUGGGGUGAAAAAGUGAACUUUUCAAGAACUGAGUCAAGUCUAUAUCACAAGGAAAUCUUUAAAAACUUGCUUCUGUGGAAGGGGUUGAACCACUCCGCGAAAGUUUUCUUUUAGUUAAUGUUACCCAUCAUUGUCAAGCCGUAAAAGGUUUAGUAGCGACAAAUUAGUAGUGAAUCACUUUUUUUUCACAGCGCACGUGGGAAUCGUCCAAAAAGUUGCUCGUGGUAGGAGGAACCCCCCAUCUAUGGGAAGCACUGUCCAGGAUUGGCUCAACUAUGUUUGUGCAACCGGAGGGGACAUAAGCCCGUCUGAUAACACCGCCCCCAGCAGUUUUGAUAAGCCUCGAGAACGCUCAGAGUCCAUGACAGCAUCUGGUAAAGUUGCCUCAAAAGAACGACGAGCAAGUAUCGGUUUCCGAUACGAACACGAGACGGAGGCGAUAUUCGCUAUUCCAAAGUUUGAGAUGGAAUUUAGAUCUGAACACGACAUGCCGAUGACGUCGAUCGCCUCCAAGUGGGUCCGUAAACAAAAAUGGUGAGAAAUGAGAGGGAACAAUUAAUUUUUCGUCCUUCAAAAUUUGUUUUUGAAUCUUAAGCGUUUCACUCACCAUGAAGAUACUGGAUCAGUGUUUGUAUCUAAGCAAUUGUGCGCCUACCCCUCCCCUAGCCCAACAACAGAUAACAAGUCAGGGUUAAUGUGGGGUUAAGGGAGGGGUAGGUGGACAGUUGCUCAGAUACUGACAUUUCUCUUAGUUACUUCGGCUGUGUGUCGUUAAUCUUCCGUUUAAAUUUAACCAAUGUUGGUGUUGCUUUACUAGCGCACCGGUGGUCAUGCCCAUGGCUGUGACACCAGCCAGUCCGCACGUGGUGGAGACAAGCCUUACAUCAACCUUUGAUGAUGGGCUUUGCGUAACAAUAGAUGUAGGUCUUUUGUUCUUCUUACAUGACGUGGUACAGACGUAUAUUAAAGAAAACGAGACCACGACUUCAGGUGCGUAAAAAAAGUGUGUAAGAUUUACUGAACUCAUGUGGAAAGGUGCAUAUAUCAAAGUUGUGCAAAAUUGAGGGCAAGCAGUAACUCGUAAAAGUUGUUCCUGGAGGCUUUCAAAAGCAGUCAACUGAUAACAAGUAAGGUCAAUGUUGGGUUGAGGGGGUGAGAAAGUGCGAUAUUUCUCGGAAAAUGACAUUGAUCUGAACCAUCUUAUCCAGCACGAUAAACAGGGCAACAUGAAAACGCUUCCCGGAACCUUUAAUGUUAAUGGUUACCCACUAGUCUCUUGUAAAAAUUGCAUUAUGCACCUUGCAUGGCAUUUUAAAUGGUACUUCGUAACAUAUCUGCUCGGUGGUCCUAAGAUGAUUAGUUACACAAAAGAUUUGAAAUCACAGCCUUAAUCCAAGUGGAUGAUUGAUGGGCGGCUGCUAUUGAACGACACGAAGACUGAGUUCCUUGCUAUCGGAACUCGUCCGAAUUUAAGCAAACCUCGCUCUUUUAGCAUAGAAGUUGGCAACCAGAAGAUUGAUCGUUCUUCCAGUGUCAGGAACCUCGGCGUUAUGUUAGACGAAUCUCUCGAGAUGAACAGCCAUAUUAACCAAAUAUGCAAGACCUCCUUCUACCACAUUCAUAACAUUAGGCGUAUAUCGAAAUACUGAUCUAAGGAAUGCAGACAAUCAUUAGUCCAUGCUUACGUAACUUCAAGGCUGGAUUAUUGCAAUAGUAUAUUAUAUGGGUUACCCAAGUACCAACUAUCGAAAUUACAACGCGUACAGAAUAUGGCAGCCAGGCUUAUAACGGACACAAUGAAAUUCGAUCAUAUUAAACCGGUACUUUACAACCUUCAUUGGCUGCCAGUAAAUUAUCGUAUUCAAUUUAAGAUCUUGAUGAUUACUUUUAAGGCGAUUCAUGACAUGGCUCCUAGUUAUUUAAGUAAUCUGAUCUGUAUCAGAUCAUCGUCUAGGUAUUCAUUACGCAAUAAUGAUACAAUAUUUUUAGAACGCCCAAAAGGGGUUAUGCGCACAACUUUAGGUGCCCGCUCGUUUCAUGCCUAUGCGCCUGCGCUGUGGAACAGCUUGCCUGCGCACAUCCGCACGAUUGAUUCGCUAGCGCUAUUUAAGGAAUCUCUUAAGACCUAUCUUUUUAAGCAAGCGUUUUAGAUUCGCAUUACAAUCUUAUCGGUAUUUUGUAUCUUAUUUAUUUACUUUUUAUUCAUUCAUUCUUUCAUUAUGUAUUCAUUUACUAUCAUUAUUUUAUUUUUUGUAUUGUUAUUGUAAUUAUCUAUUGUAAAUAGCAUUUUUAUUGUAAUUAUCCAUUGUAAUAUUAGUUUUCUUGGAUUGAAAAGCGCCUUUGAUCAUCCCAUAAAUGUUAAAGGGCGCUAUAUAAGUAAAUAAAUUAUUAUUAUUAUUAUUAUUAUUAUUAUUAAUAAAUUAUUAUCCACCUUUUCUUACAGAAUGUCGUUGACGUUUGUUCUUCUCUUCCACCAGGUUCAAUUCCCCGCGGGAUGUCACCUCCCUCGCGCGUGCGCAGAGAGCGCAUGGCUGAAAAAGAAGACCGAGAGAAAGCUCCCAAAUCGGAAGCCAAACGAAUUCGUCAGUUCCGGAGCAAGUACUGGAAGCUAGAACCUCGUGUUCGCUUCUUAUCCUGGGCAGGAAAGAACAUGGAUCCCGUCAACAUUGACUGGGUUUUACAGAAGCUUGGUUUCUCGCAUGCGCAGUUGACCAUCCCAAAGUGGGCGCAGCGGGGGGCCAUGGAUCCAAUGGACGCGUUUUUGUCGCUGCUGGCUGAUAGACUUUUUGCAGGAAUGCAGGAGAGUUCGUCAUACCUUGGUGACGAAGAGUAG
Molecule: messenger RNA, 46806 nt
Organism: Pocillopora meandrina
Lineage: Eukaryota; Metazoa; Cnidaria; Anthozoa; Scleractinia; Pocilloporidae
Source: the annotation of a GenBank genome assembly